GCGAUAGUCGGCUGUAGACAGCUGAAGAGCUGCGAGGCAGAACCGCUGCGGUACCGGGACAAAACAAAAGCCUUCAGUGAUCCAACGAGAGCCGGGACAGGAGGUGAGUGGGAGGGCUACUUAACAGAUCACAAGAUGUUAACCUAUACCUGAAAAUGUUAAAUUAUGAUCAUAAAUUCUUGACUUAAUGAUCACAGGCUGAUUUCACGCUGAUAAUUUUCACUGUUUAAUGUAAACUUCAGAUCUUUCCCUGUCGAUCCUACUACUUUUGUGAAGUUAUUGAGAAAGACCGCUUUAAAUAUAGAUUUAGUUGUGCAUCUUCCUUUAUUUAAAGCACAGUUGACUGUGAAUAUUUGUCUAAAAUUACUGUUUAACUUUCUUUUCUUUAAGAUAAAGUGCUUCUUUGUGAUCAAUGAGAGGUGUGUGGAGGAGGCUUUAUUUACUCAUUUCAAUGAUUACUUUCCCUUCUUUGUUACAAGUAAAACAUUACUAAAUGUUAAAUAUUAGAAAUACCAGCCAGAUUAUCAGUCUGUGGGUCCUGUCUGAGCCAAGUGGAAGCUUAACUCUCGCAGGAGUUACAGGGAAAAAAAACGCCCACAAUUAUUCCUAGUAGGUAGCCAGGUAAUGAAAUUACAAGCACUCAGUAAAAGUGCAGCUUUUUCCUCCACACUGUGUCCUGCACUCUAACAUACAAACUGCACACUGCAUACUGAGCGAGCCUGUGGUUUUAUCAGGAAAAAUUGCUCUAAUCCUGUUUAGUGCAUUCACAAACAGGCACCUAGCACCCUGAAAUAUUUGGUUUGCAAGCUGGCAGACUUGUUUUUCUUCACACAUUGGAAGAAUGAAGCCGGAGAUUAUGUGGGAUUUGAGGUUGUUUAGCAAGCAGGGAAGAGAAACACUAUGCAGAGUGAGCACAUGCUGAAUGCUGAGAGUAGAUUACCAGACAUGCCUGCACCCUAUAUGAGUGAUUAAGUGGAAAAAUUGAUGUGAUACUGGGUGACAUAUAUGUGCUUCAUGUGCCUCGGAGAUAAAACUGCUUCCUGUGCAUUUAUGUGGCUGUGUCCUAAUUGUGUAUUUAGUUCAUGUCUGUGAGUGUGUAUUUUUGUGUUGCAGCACACACCACACUCAAUCUCAUGUUUCACAGAUCAGAUCACAAAAAUCUAACAGGACAUUUACCCAGUAACGCUGUAAUGACGCUGGUGUGAAGCCCCAGCACUGUAGUGAAACCUGUGAUUAUAUUAAACUUGCCCCUGCUCAUUAGAGAAUACAGGUUUACAAAAAUCUAUUAAAUUGAAUAGAGAGCUUAUGAAAGAUAUCUCGCCUCGAGGGCUGAUUCUGUUUCACUAUGUAUUUUCAAUAGCAGCGGGUGGAGCCGGUUGAGACACAUUCGUUGCUGUAAACAACAAUAAGACCUGUUUGUACUUGCUACCAGCCAAACAAAAACAGUACACCUUCACAUGCAGAGAGGCUACAGUUGACGAAUGCUGCACUUCAGUGUGGUAGUAAAGUCAGUGUGGCGGUUUAGUGUCCAGGGAGAAGAGGGAAGUAAUGAGCUCUGGCCCUGACUGACUCGCACUUGCUAAUGUCUUUCUCAACUCAUUUGCUAAACAUUUCCGUAGGACAUUGAAAAAGAGGUGGUGUGAAAUCGCAGCGGUAUGUUGCAGAUGAAUGUUGAUGAACAGAUUGGUUGUGUCACCCCCCGGAUUAAUUCAAUUUGUGUCAAAUUUAUUUUUUUAUAUUUUGCUCGAUCAGCUACGCUCACUCAAGGAAAAUAUCUUUUUUAAUAUCACUCUCAGGGUUUGAAGACAUAAUGUUGUUAUAAUGUGUUACUGCAGCAGAGCAGGGAUAAAGAUAAUCUGAACAAUUAUCAUCAUUUAGCUGCUUUUGGGUUGAUGGGCCACUAAGACUGAAAGAAAUAUAUCAGUGAAAACUGGAAGGACAAAGAGCCAUGUAUGAGCGUUAAAGGGAUAUUCCGGCGUAAAAUUAAUUUAGGGUCAAACACACCAUAACACCAAGUUAGACACCCCCUUGAAGGAUGAAUGUUGCAGACUGCUUGCUUCUCUAGUUAUACCAACUGUAAUAACGACCGCACGAUAGCAGUACACAGCGGUCUGAGGAGCCAUAAACAAACCUCAACCAAAACGCCACUCUAUAGCCACAAAUAAUGCUCAGAACAGCACCUAACUUCAUCAACAGUACAUAUAGGGUCCCAGCCACAGUACUUGCCACCAAACAUCUUUUUAGCUUUGUCUAAUUUCCUUAGCAAAGAGUCUAAACACAUCUCACCUACUCUCUUCCAGCAGCCGCUUGUUUGUUUGUAGUGAGAUCUCAGGCCAGUCCAUUACAGACUGCUGCGGGGUGACGCAGCUCAAGGAAGAAUAUUUAUGAUCAUUCCUCCAUGGAAAUGCAAUCAGACCAAGAUGCAAAGGCAGAAGAACUACCGCAUCUGCAGUGCAUCAUAAAUGUUCUUCAUUGAGCUGCGUCACCCCGCAGCAGUUCGUAAUGGACUGGCCUGAGGUCUCGCUACAAACAAGUGGCUACUGGAGGAGAGUAGGUAAGUUGUGUUUAGUCUUUUUGCUAAAGAAAUCAGCCAAAGCUAAAAAGAUUUCCUGUGGAUAGUAUUAUGGCUUGGACCUUUUAUGUACUGUUGAUGAAGUGAGGUGCUGUUCUGAGCAUUAUUUGUGGCUAUAGAGUGGCAUUUUGGUUGAGGUUUGCUCAUGGCUCCUCAGACCGCUGUGUAUUGCUAAGCGGUUGUUACUAAAGUUGGUAUAACGAGAGAAGCAAGCAGUCAGCAACAUUAAUCUAUCAAGGGUGGGGUCUAACUCGGUGUUACGGGAUGUUUGACCCUAGAUUAAUUUUACGCCGGGAUAUCCCUUUAGAUACUGAUGUUAGCUCUUGUCCAACAAUGACUAACAAGUUAUCAAAUAUGAGGUUUACAUAAGAAAAUAGAUAAGUAUAGCUAUUGUUUGGCAAAUAACAACAGAAAUUAUGGCCCAGUGUCUCCUGUCUUAUUAAGUUAAUGACCAACUGGGAAACAACCCCUCAGACUUCCUUCAUUCAGAGCGUUCAAAAAGACUCGAGCACAUCUGUUUGAUGGUAUCCUCACGCAGCCUCUGUUUCCUUAAACAUGAUGUCAAAGUAUAUGCUAUAAAUUGUCUGUGUAUACGGUGAAACCAGCUGUAUCAUCGAGAAGUCAUAAUUUCCCACUUGUAAAAUCACUGUCUGCAACUGUGACUCCUCUUAUAGAGGGAGUGUCUUCACUGAACAAACUAAGAUUUAUUGUAUCUCACUAUAAUUACCCAGAGAUGAGUUAUGUCUAUCAAAACUGCACUGUGGUCUCUCAUUGUGUUAUGCUAAAUGAGGGAGUGCUAACUAAUGUUCCCUAUAGUGCAGGGACACGCUGUUUAUAGCACAUUGUCGAAUUGGGCGGUGGCUGUUGUUGUAUCAUUGGUUUAUGGAAGGGAUCAAUUUUCUCUUUUGACUUCUAAGGGCACUAAAAUCGAUGUUUUUGUUGCCCUCUGUUCAUUUAAAUCAGAGGGACUGGCUUUUGAUGGCUCACAGAUCCAUCUCUGGCUGAUACCAUUUUAAAUGCUUAUAAAGCACACCUCUGGAUACUGGAGCUUAUUUAUGAGUUUAUUUCAAAAUAUAAUCCGGGAAAGAAAUCAUGAUACAUAAACUCUUUAUAAAUUCCUAUACAGUUUCUGCAGUUUGUAUCCUGACGUGUGAAGCCUCACGGCAAUGAUAGCUUCUAAAAUUGAGGCGCUGAAUGUACAGCAGGAUUUCUCAGGCUGAUCAACCUUGACAUGCUGUACUACCUGACUUUCUGAUAUGAAGAAACAUUUGCGGUAAUGAUAUCCCUGAGUAAAUUAUUCAUGAAUCUUUUGUUACACGCUGCAAAGAGAAAAUAAUAGUAAUCGCUGGAGUCUUUUUUGUGUCAAACUUCUCCUCUCGUCAAACAUGAAAUAUUUUCGUUGACUCAUCUUGAAUUUGAAAGCUGAUGUAUUUAAUCAUCAAACCAAAUGUCAGUUCAUCAGGCUGCUCUUUUGCUAACUUGUACAGUUAAUAAUUAAUGCAUGUACUCAUUUUUUACUAUAAAUUGUCAUAGUGAAACAGUCCACAGGUGUUGCUUUUGAUUUGUAUUUGCGGCUCUUUGAUGGGAGAAAAGGAAACCGAAUCAUACAUGAAAGUCACUCUUUUUUUACAGUUCACGCUGUAAUUUCGUCACUUGUCCUUACCCCACUCCCUUUGUUCUUUUUCAGUCCAGUCUUCUUAUGGAAGAUGAAAAAUCCCCCUCUUUUGUAUCUCCUCUGAAUAGAAAAAAUAACCAGAAAAAGGAUAAAAAGACGACUUUAGCCCAGAAUUAGUUCUAUUUUCUACUUUUUGAGGCAUUAUUAAGGGCUGUGGACCUAAACACGUAUUGAGCUUAAAACAAAAGCAACCAAAAAACUGCAUCACUUCACUUUAACAGUUCGUUUGUCUCUUUAAAGUCCAACGCAAUACGAGUUGACAAUAGUUAAGAUACUUCUCAAGACCAUUUUCUGUUAAACAGUACGAUAUUUGUCACUUUUGUGCUAAAAAGCCAGAGCUUGUGAGAAAAAAAAAAAAAACAGACCUCCAGUCAUGUUAUCGACCUAAGGAGGAGGCUGAAGUUCGCAGAAGUGGGUGAUAGACGCAGAGAUAAAAUAAAGAGAGAGAGAUUUGGUAAAGUAAACAAGGCAGUCAAACUGAAAAUUAGAAGUCAUUUUCUUAUCCUUUAUCAUCCCCGACUCGCAGACCUUCAGCAGAGAGCUUCACAGUACUGCACACUGAUGGACGCUCAUGAAAUGAGAAUUAUUAUAGAAGAUACACACUCUCUGAAGAUAUAUAUACACACACACACACACCUCCCUUUGACUGAGAAUGAUGGUCAUAUAUUUCUUUCACUCUGUUUAUUUUGCCUUUUAUUACCAUCAACAGCAAGUCAGAAGAUGGUCUGUCUUAAACCAACCAGUAAAAAUGUCCAGGUUGGAUGUUUAGAGGUUGUCAUCCUUGUUGCAGUGGUUGCUGCCUCACUUCCUGGCAACAACCCUUUGCUACAUGUCUUCCCCCACAUUUCCUGUCUCUCUUCCAUCUGUCUUAUCAUGAAGGCAAAAAAACUCCCAAAAAUAUAAAUAUGUCUCCUGAAAAAUACCACCCAUAAAAAAAUAAAUUGCCUCUCUUGAUUGUGCAGUUUUGUGAGCUGAUUGCGAAGAAAGGAGGGAGAGACUGGCAGACUUUUUGUUGCACUAACUGGAUGUAGAGUUAUGUGUGUUUCCCUUUGAAUCAUGUUUUCAUAUUUAUUUUUAUCAUCUCAUACUUCUUUGUUUGAAACCAUCAGGGCUGGAGCUGAAACAUAUCCAAAACUUUCAUAAACACCAAAGUAAUGAAUCAAUCAAGGCGACAAAUUAGUUCAGAGGAAUAAACACGAGUUACAUAACCAAACAGAUACUCAUGGAUGUUGACCUCACUUUGGCCCCAGAGGCAGCCUUCACAGUUCAAUACAAAAAUGCCAAAACAAGGUCUGAUACCGCCCCAAAUUUGACAAUGGCAGUGAUUAGCCUGACCUAAAUCAAGUCAGAUGGAAAUCUGUCUGACAGGAGAGGGGCCAGAUGUGUCUUCUGGAGCAAAUUAAACAGAAGCUGAUGGAUUCAUUUGGUUUAUAGACAAAACAAACAGGCCAGAAAACAAAGAUUUGAUCCCUCUCUAUCCGGCUAUCCAGCUAUCGAGCUGUUAUUCUGUCCAGAAGCAGUUUUGCCAUCUAUCUAGCUUUCUAUCUACAUUUAGUUCUGCUUUUUCUGACCCUUUUCCCCCACGAGGCUCCAUUAAAGUUUCAUCUGAUACAAUCUAACCUAACUGUGAAGAAAUGGGACACUUUGAGGACCAACGGAUAGGAAGGGAGGGGGCGGGUGGUGAAUGUUAACACGAGCAGCUUGUAGAGGAGUAGAGGAGAGUAAUGCGGUUUGUUUUUUAAGGGCUUUCCAGAUGGCACGUCGACAGGAAGGUUCCGGGGAAACCGGCCCCUAAUGAAUGGGGGGGGGGAAUCACCUGAGGGGACAGGAGACAUCAAAGGAACCUUUCUCUGCUUUUUUCCCUCCCACAUGCUCACUUUAUCCUGACUUCCCUCUGCUUCCUCAUUUCCUCCUCACGCCAUGUAUCUAAUCUACCACUUUAUUACUUCCCUCAAGUAAUCUGCGGGCUUACUUUACAUUGUUUUUUUUUUCCUAUUCAUUUUUAAUUUAUCUUAAUUAAUCUCUUCCCUCCUCUCUUCCCUCCUCCACUUGUAUCCUUCCUUCCCUCCCCAGAGGACAUUCCUCAUUUUUACAGUGUGAUAGCUGGAGGGCGGGUUCAGACAGAGCUGUCUGAGAGGACCAACGCUCUGACAUUCACCGAGGCCAGCGUGCACAUAAACGCAUUAACAUCCUUGACCUGUAACAAACACACAGCCCACUGGAGGCUGUAGGAAGACAGGAUAGAGAGGCGCCGGGAGAGGGCGAGGAGCAGAGUUUAAACAUGAAUACUUGUGAAGGUUAUCAGGUGGUUUGUGAUAAUCACAGAGGACGCUUACAAAGAGAGAGCGGAUAUGUAUCGGAGGGUUGAGGGAGGAGGGGUGUUGUUUAAAGAUUAAUGCAACCAUGCGUCGCACUAUAAAUAUGGGAAUCUGAUUUGAAAGAGAAAAUACGAAACCAGCAGUUCUCAGAGUUAACUCAUUUACUACCAUUAGAUAGAGCUGUUCAAUCCACGGCUGAGUCAGUGCUUUUUUUUUUUUGACAACCUCAAUCCACUCCUAUAAGAACAAACUAAUAAUUCAUAAGUCAUUGUAAAUUUUUUAUAGAAUAAGAAAAUACAUAGAGGAUGAAAAGCAUAGAAAAGUAAGAAAGUAACAUCCUUCGAGACAAGCUACUCUUUGCUCCUCUGCAGCAGCCUGAUGUACGCUCGUUCGUUGUAAGAUUUUUCAGUUCACAACAACUGAACGAUUGAUACAUGAUUGAAUAGCCCAUAUUCCCUUGGAGGCCAUCUUUUUUGACAUCUCACUCUGGGUGGGAAGUUGAAAUAUCGAUUGCAUGUCUUAUCAUUGUGUCUCAGGUCAAAAGUCAUAUAAAUGUUGACAAUCGGGUCAAAUAUCGGCUUUUAAUGCUCCCUAAUUGGUAACAUAGACUGUAUAAUUGGGUGACCAUAUUCUGACUUCCCAAAAAGAGGACAUGACUACAGGGGGGCGGAGUCACGGAGUCGCACAAAGCUAAUUUUGUGCGACUCCGUGACUAGAGUUUUUUGGGUCGGAUCGAGUGUCUUUUACGUGCUUCUAACUAAAUAAGUCCAUGUGACACAAAAUCGAAACUUACGGGCAAAACCACGGACAUUUGAAGGAUUUUAUAAACUUCCCUACCCAACGCUGGACACAGCCCGGACAGCCCCUAAAAAAGAGGACAUGUCCGGGUAAAAGAGGACGUAUGGUCACCCUACUGUAUAAUAAAUGGACGUAGCAUCAGUGACGCCAUCCAUUUAUAUCUGAAGUAGAGUUACUAGGAAUACAGAACAAAAAAAGUGUUUCAAAAUAGUCCGCUUCCUGUUAAGGGGGUGUGGUGGGGGUCCUGACCCAUUCGGACCAAAACCUUUUUUUUUUAACCAGGCUGAAAACGCAUUUACUUCGGCUCUAAAAACAGGCUUUUUGACUAGUGUGUAUGUAGUUCCCGGUGCUUCUGCCAUCAGCCUCAAGUGGAAACUCAGGGUACUGCAGUUUUUAGUGCUUCUGCAUCAAUGUCAUUUCUCAAGACCGCAGAAAAACAUCAGCAAGAUUUUGAGAUAAAGACAACUCACCCGCUUAUGCUGGAGCACAGCUAGCAUGAACCAUAGACUGGAUUUGAAGCCAAAAAGCUCUCGGUAUUUCCGGGAUUUUUCUUCAUUUCCUAAACCAGCAUUGCGCAGUAGCGUUGUGCGCAUUCGGAGGGAGAGUCACCGAGAGUCGCUGUGAUGAGGCGAAUCCCUGAAUGCCAAUAGGCUGUAUCAGCUGUCAAUCAAAGAAAAUAUGAACCCCUAAUAAUUUUUAAAACGGAGCUCCACAGAAAAAAGAGGACUUGAGCACAAACCAGUCUUACUGUGACUACAUGUCAACAUCACAAGCAGGGGGGAGAAAAUUUUAUGUUUGUCCACAGCCCCAUAAGCUUUGCUGGCAGAGGUGGGAUUUAUGACCUUUACUGCAGCCCGUCAACAGAGGGUGCUGUUCUCAGAGUGGCUUCAUCCAGCAAGGAGGCAGACAGCGUCCAUUCUAUAUUCAGUCUACGGCGUAAACAUCUGAUCACCUUCUAUUUGGCCUUUAUGUUUGAAAGACAGGUGCAUGAUGGGAAAGGUGACACACUUCGAUUAACUGUGGAAUACAGAAGCUGUGGGCGCUGAUGAAAAACAAGUCCUUCAUUUUCCAGCAUCUUGGCCGAAGCAUCAACAUUACUACAAUGACUUUGUGCAUUUAAGUUGCAACACUACACCUUAUUACCAUAAAAGCAGAACCUUGAACCCCCGGGGACAUUUUUAAUUUCUCUCUCUUUUCAGUUCUUCAGAUUUAUGGAAGUGCAACAUUAAAUCAAUAGCCUAACCUUUUACUUUGAUUAGACUUACAAUGAUUGUGUAACUAUGGCAAAACUUAAUUGGAUGUUUACUUUGGACCGACUUCAACAGUCUGCUAAUGGAUUUUCAAACUGUGCAGAAGACAACAAUUACUAAAAAUAGAGUCGGAAUAAUGUCAAAUGUCUUCAGCUGAAUAUAUGUAAGAGUCAUCUAAAAUGUGAAUGGAGGUAAUUUGCAGUUAAGAAGCUAAAAAAACAGAAACACAAUAAUCAUUUCAAGCAGAGAAAGAGUCUGCAGAGUCUGGUCCUGUUUUUGUCUCCUGCCUUUCUCUCCCUGACUCUCCCUCUUGUGUCCCUCUUAAUUAAUGAAUCUGCAAAGUGAAUCUGCCUUUGAGAGGAGCACAUGCUGCAUGAUCUCAGUGCAUACAUUAGGCUAUAAGUGUGGUCUGCUUGGGUUUGAAGAUAUUAUAACAGCAGAGCACACAGAGAAUCUGCUCUUUAAUUCUGACAGCAGGACUGAAAUGCCACAUUAGUGGAGACGUUAGGGUCGCGAGGUUGCUUCUCAAGUGCCUCAGACAUUUAAAAGUUGACCUGUGUAGGCUGUAGGACAGAGGGAAGCACACACACAGAUAACCUGCCACUUGUGUGUGAUGUCUGCUGCAUCAGUGUGAGCAGAAGACUGAGGGAUAAUUCAUCCUCUCUUCGCUCUGGCUCUCUUUUUUCCUUCCCGGACUUCUUUUCACAGCUUUUUUAACAGGUGUUGAAAGGGUUACAUUAAUAUUUUCGCCGCGAGUGAAGAAGGCAUACACAUAGACACUCUUUUAAGGGCACACAUACACCAACAACACAGCCUAGCCUGUGGGCAGGAAGCAGCAGCAGGAGGGGAGGAAGUGAUUUCGAAGGCUGAACCAGAUGCUGCAGAGCUCUGCUUUGGAAACAUAUCUGGUCACCGAAUACUAAAUCAUUCUCUUUCUUCUCUUUCUUUUUCUCCUCUUUGUGGCAACCUGAUAAUUCAUUUCUCCACUCUCUCUCUCUCUCUGACCCUCUACCACUCUCGUCCCUGUGUCUCAGUCUCUAUUUCUAGCAGAGAGAAUGAAAUAUGUGAUAAGGAGGGAAAGCACAUUUAUCAGUUAUGUCAUCUCAGGAAGUGGAAGAAAUGUGUCCUCCGCCUUGUUUCUCUGUUGGUAAACAAGGCUGACAGUGUUUAUGUUGCAUGUAGAUUUAUUAGCUGUGUUGUGUGAAGAAGAUGUAGGCAGAUGCUGCUCUGUUAGGUCUUUGGCUGAGGCGGUAGCAGAGCUGAGAGCAGGAAACUGAGAUCAGGUGCCAGUCCUGAUCGGAGUGAUGUGAGGGAAGUCUUCGCUCUAAAACAUUAAAAGAUCAGAAACUUUUUGAUUUGCUAUCAGAGUCGGACAGAGUUGUUUUUUGAGAUAAUUUGAUGUGAAUUAACAAACACAGUGAACGUCCUCGGAAUAAAUGUUGAUGAUGGCGUCUAAAUUUGAAGCACAGUGUUGUGCCGAGGUGCCAAACAGAAAUUCACACUUUUGAAUGACGUUAUUUCCUCUUGUGCUGACAUCAGUUUAAAUAAUAACUUCUGUCUUUCAAGGUUUUUUUGUAACAACUAAACUUCCGCUCUAAUGCUCAGAACAGCACCUAACUUCAUCAACAGUACAUAUAGGGUCCCAGCCAUAGUACUAGUCACCAAACAUCUUUUUAGCUUGGCCUGAUUUCUUUAGCAAAGAGACUCACCCUUUCUCUUCCAGCAGCCAAUUGUUUGUAGCGAGACCUCGGGCCAGUACAUUACGGGCUACAGCGGGGUGACGCAGCUCAAGGAACAACAUUUAUGAUCAUUUCUUCAUGGAAAUGCAAUCAGACCGAGACGCUAAGGCAGAAGAACCAGGGCAUCUGCAGUGCAAAAUGAUUAAUAUGGUGAUUAUUACUUCAAGGAAAUGAAAAAGUAAUGAUCAUAAAUGUUCUUCCUUGAGCUGUGUCACCCCACUGUAGUUCACAAUGGACUGGUCCUUGGUCUCGCUACAAACAAGCGGCUGCUGGAAGAGAGUGGGUGAGCUGUGUUUACUGUCUUUGCUAAAGAAAUUAUGCAAAGUUAAAGAUAUUUGGUGGCUAGUACUAUGGCUGGGACCCUAUAUGUACUGUUGAUGAAGUUAGGUGCUGUUCUGAGCAUUAUUUGUGGCUAUAGAGUGGCGUUUUGGUUGAGGUUUGUUUAUGGCUCCUCAGACCGCCGUGUAGUGCUAUCUGCGGUUGUUACUAAAGUUGGUAUAACUAGAGAAGCAAGCGGUUGACAACAUUCAUCUCUCGAGGGGGUGUCUUACUUGUGUUACAGUGUGUUUGACCAUGACUUAAUUUUACGCCGGAAUAUCCCUUUAAUACCAAACCUAAUCAGCCAAUCAGCAUGCCCUGUGCAACAGAUGCAAGGGGGAAACAAUCAGAAACUUUGGACCGAAACAGACUUAAUGGUCGAAAGCCAUCUGCCACAAACUUUGCUUAAGAGCACAGACAUAAAUUUUAACCGUAAAUGAUUUUAAUCAACCGUUGGUUUUGAAAAGAGAGAAAAAUGCUGAAAUAGAGCUAACAUGCCCACAUUGGGUCAAGACAGGACUGUAAUGUUACUACCAUCAAUGUUAAGAAUGGUGAGUCAAAACCUUUUUUGGUUCUUGGCUAAAAGUGGUUGCAGAGGCCCAACAGAGGCAAAGGGCAUCAUUUUGAAUGUCAGCGCCGUCAGGAUGGAACAACGCUCAGUGUGUGUGUUUCUGAGUCUUGCCCUAUUUGUUUGCAUAAACUGCAUGUCCUGCUUUCACAAUGGGACAUCAAUUGUAUGCCCUUGCAGAGUUUAAUGUAAAAGUGCAAAGGGAUAAAGCAAAGUUUCAUUACAGAAGGGCCAACAUCAAUACUUAGAUGGUGUUUUCUAUGUUCUUCAUCAUAUUUGUGGCUCAGUUAGCAACUUUUGCUAUGUGAUGAUAUGAGGCAGAGUGGAAUAACUCAGAAUAAUCUCGCAGGUAUUUGGUAAUAACUCAAAGCACUAGUAUCAAUACGGUUCAAGAUGUAACUGAUGACAGAAAAGAGGUCAAAGGGAUCAAAAUUGUUUUGCAGUUCAGUCUUUGGAGGAAAUUCAUCUGUGUAUAAAAUUCCUAAGUAAUCCACCCUGAAAUUGUUGAGACAUCUCAUUCAAAACCACAAAUGUGAACCUCAUGAUGGAAGAAAAAACAAACUUUGAGAUUGGGAGUCAAAUUCACAAGGAAACACUGGGCAGAAAACAUGAAUGUCCAUGUCAAAGUUGUCCCAGUAAAAGUUAAUCGAAUUACCUGGAUCAGUAAAAGCUUUGUUAAGCUGGUGGCACUACUGAAAAAGUUGUGUGUGGGGGAAGUGGACAAGAAAAAGGGGUUAAAAAUGUCAUGCAAUAUUCAUGAAGAUGUGUAAUAUAAGAAAUAUUUUUGCACCUAAAACAUAAAGAACGAAACAACAUUUUGGGAAACUAUGCAACCUUAUCUAAAAUAAUAUUUUGUUUGGUCUUGGAAAAAUAAUAAUUGCGUUUAAAAGCAUGCCCUUUCAAUACAAACAAAGAUAAAUAUUAUGUUUACAAGCCUGAUAACACAGAGCAGGAGGUGUGGACGCCUGUUGAGACACCACCAAUGAAAGCAAACCUGAUUAUUUAGCUGCCAGUGUUCCUGUGUUGCAGCCAUGCCUAUCCCCAUGGGGAGUCAAAUAACCAGCCCUGAAUCAGCUCAUUCAUCCCCAGUGAGACCCAGCGGUUUGACUGUGAGUCUCUGCUUGCAAAACUCCGCCGCCACAGCUCCUCUUUCAGUGAUAUGUCUCCUUGUUUGUAACCGAACAGCAGGGGAUCGCUGCUUUUCCACUGAAGAUCCUCUACUGUGUUUGUUGUGUAUCUGACUACUGUUUCACAAAGAAACCAGCAAGGUUGCAGAAGGAGAAAUGCAGUGUUGCCAAAUAUAGACAUGCAUGGUUCUUCUAUUUAUAUUUAUAUAUAUAACUCUAUCUUUUAAAUGUAUUAUAUCCACACCGGCAAAAUCCUAUAUUCAGUGGCACAAUCGAACAUUUGACUACAGGUUCGAAGGAGUGGUUGUGAAUUAAUAUCCUUAUUAGCCUCCUCAUCAAAAGUUACACUGGAAGCUCUCUGAGUACAACUAGCUCACUCUGAUCCUUCGUUUUUUAUCAAUGAGUUCUGCCUGAACUUGAUAUUUGCCUCAUGUUUGUGUCAACCAAGUCUCUGCUUUUUAAUUUGUCUUGUUUUUUUAUGCAAAGUAGUUCUUUGUUCCCUGACAAAAACUACAAAUUGACUUCCCCGAUGUCAAAACAAGCUUCAUGUUUUUUAUUGUGAGAAUGCUUGUGGUUCCUCUUUCUGGCACUGAUGUAGCUCAUUAGAGGAAGUCUUGGAACCAGGAAAGCCAAAGUCAUCUGGGAGAAGUGAUGUAAUUAUGUAAAGGUUCCCAGCUUGUGAUCACAUGGAUACAAGAAUAAUGAGGUCUGCUUGUGAACCGAGCAGAGAAAGUGAUUAAAUUGCCACCACACCAUUAAUGUCUAGCCGUAUUUUUCUGAGGAUUUAUGGACUCAUAUAAUGACAUCAUGAGGGUUUUCCUGUAAUUGAAAAGAUGAUGCUCCAUCAAAGCGGCCAUAUUUCGCUCAGCAGAACUCAAUCACCCACUCCUCUCCCCCGUGCAGCCUCUCCUCAAACAUUUUCCGAGUCGCAGUGGAGGUCCUACUGGAGAGACGCCCCGGCUCUCCUGAUUCGGCCGUCUGUUGGAGCACAGCUCAGUAUUCACUCCUGCCGUAUACUAAUCCUUUCAUUAGACUCGGUUGCAGGCAGCGCUGUCAAAGAGCUAACUGUGUGAGGAGUCAAGAGAGACUGAGGCUGAUAGGUUCACAGAUAUGUACUGUAACUCACACACUGAAACACUUAUGUACAUACUCAAGAAAGAGUCAAAUUUACACUCCAGUAUACACCUGGGAUACCUUCCCCUCCUCUUGGUGUUAAGGUAGCAUUUAGUGUAUACCCUUAAAAAUUGCAUUUAACCAUUUUUACUACAGUUGAUGGUCAGAGUUGAAUUUUGAGUCCUCAAAAAUAGUCAAUUUCUUUAUUUUUCAUGAAAGUUGAUGGACAAAUGUGAAAUAUGUUUUUUAGGCAGAGUUGGAUGAUAUUUCACUUUUCAUGCAAAAACAAAACAAAGAGUGAGAGCCAAGAGACUUAAGCACAAGACUAAAGACAUGGUAUGGGGCAAGCAUGACUGUGUCCAAAGUGAAAUCAAUCUAGAACGUUUUGGCUUUAACUAGGGAUGUCCUGAUCAGAUAUUGAUUUCGGAUAACACCUGCAUCUAAAAUCUCUAGUAUCAGCACUCUGAUACAAGCAGUCCAGUUAGACUCUGCUCCAGCAACUCUGGCUAGCAGCACCUGUAAUCAGCAUGCAGAGCCCAUGUAAUCUCAACAAUAGUGUGUACUAAGGUACUACUUGGAGUGAGUCGGCCAUGUGGCAGACACCUGUAGCUCUAACUUUGUUUUUUAAAAAGGAUGUUUAAAGGGAUAUUCUGGCGUACAACUAAGUUAGGGUCAAACACACCAUAACACCGAGUUAGACACCCCGUCGAGAGAUGAAUGUUUCUGGUCAUAUGCUUCUCUAGUUAUACCAACUUUAGUAAUGACCACACAAUGGCAAUACACAGCAGUCUCAAGAGCUACACUACUGCGGGGUGACGCAGCUCAAGGAAGAACAUUUAUGAUCAUUACUUUAUCAUUUCCUCGAAGUAAUAAUCACCAUAUUAAUCAUUUUGCACUGCAGAUGCGGUAGUUCUUCUGCCUUAGCGUCUCAGUCUGAUUGCAUUUCGGUGAAGAUUGUUUGGUGGCUAGUGCUAUGACUGGGACCCUUUAUGUACUGUUGAUGAAGUUAGGUGCUGUUCUGAGCAUUAUUUGUGGCUAUAGAGUGGUGUUUUGGUUGAGGUUUAUUUAUGGCUCCUCAGACCGCUGUGUAUUGCUAUCUUGCGGUUGUUACUAAAGUUGGUAUAACUAGAGAAGCAAGUGGUCGGCAACAUUCAUCCUUCAAGGGGGUGUCUAACUCAGUGUUACGGUGUGUUUGACCAUAACUUAAUUUUACGCCGGAAUAUCCCUUUAAACAUUCUUUUUAAAAAACUUGAAAGGUAGAGCUAGAGGUGUCUGCCACAUGGCCUACUCACUCCAAGUAGUACCUUAGUACACACUAUUGUUGUGAUUACCCUUAAUUGUAAAAAAAAAAAAAAAAGCAUUAGACGUGUUUUGAUGUAUCUUAUUAAAACAUACGAACCUUAAGCCAUCAGUAGGUGAAUAAAAUCUCAAACAAUCAUUCAGUUUCUGUCUGAGAUGAUACAAGUUUAAAUAACAAUCACCUGACUGUUAACCAGGAGGCUGCUAAGGUCAUAGCGAGCAUGUGCAUGGCAACAGCUCCCAUAAAACUGUCCACUGGUCACAAGACACACCUACUACUAGCAAAUAUUCUCUAUUGUUAUUUCAGUUAUUGUGCAAGUCAUUUCACUGCAGUUUUGUCAAUACUGUAAAGUUACAAAAUAACCCAGAAGAGGCCAGCUGUCUCUUCUUUCUAUUUUUUUCUAAGCUAACAAUCUUUGGGUUCGAGCUUUACAUUUGAAGGAUGGUGGCUUUUCCUCCCAUCUGUGUUGACACUCUUUGAUCCAGAUGGCUAAAUAAGAAUGAUUAUUCUGUGACUGGAAACACUGUCAUUUGAACAUUUUAUCUAAUAUAUUCUUUGCUGUAUUCUUCCUCUGCUGGAGAGUAUUUAAAAAGUUUAUCACUGACGGGAGGAGAAAUCACUUGAGACAGUCUGCAGUUCAUCACGGUUCAUUGACACAUACAAUCACACUUAUUGAUUAUUUAACUGCAUCUCAUUUGCAUGUCUUUGACUGUAAGAAGAAACUAGAGCACACAGUUUUGGACCCUAGGCUUAAAAUAACGAUUACAGAAACUUAAUUUGGAAACGCUGCAUUUGAUUAAGUCAGUCAAACACUACAUAAAAAUAAAGUGCUUCCUAAUGACUGUAAUGGUUUUAAAUAGGCAAAAGUGUCACUCUGGGUCUCAGAAUAGGGAUAAUGUAUCUCAGGAGACGUCAUGGUUUAAAUAAAACUUACAUAAAUAAAAAAUAGAGUCGUCCCUCUGCAGGAUACAUGAAAGUAUUCCAAGUUUCCUCAGUAUCAAUCUUACACACAAGCCAUAAAACAAAAAACACAUGCGGUUUGCACACUUUGAAGCACACACCCUCGCACAUUGCCUCAUAUUCUAACACAUCAGUGACAACAUUGUUUUCCAGGAGCUGCAGUCCUGAAGGAAUGCUUAGUUUGGCACGGGCGCCGUAACCCUUGGCCGUGCUAAACUGACAUGUCAGGUUGGCCUGGCAAGUUUCAGAUUUUUAAAUAACACAAGUCAUGUUGUUGUGAUGCAGUUUUUGGGUGUGGAUAGCCAAAAUGAUAGUCUCUCUUCUUUCCUCUCUGUUUUCAAUUUUCAGGGAAUCAACAUGAGGAAGCCUCCGCUGACCAGCCAGGAUUUGCUUUCUCAUGAAACGCCACAUUUUUGCCCCAUGCAUCAUCCUGUUUCAUCCGGGCUGAAUAUUGGAUCACCGUGAGACGUUUCCCUGAGACACUUUCUCUAUGCUUGGUGACAGUCUGGCAGACAGGAAGAAGGCAUUACAGACAGAGUGAGAGCCCAUGUGAACAGAUGAGUCACAUUUGAGUGAUGUAACAAUGUUUGGGACACAGUCUUCCAACAGACGAUGGAGCUAAUUGGAACAACAGAGAGGGAGAAAAUGUUUUUUUUUCAGGCUUUUGAACAUCGUACAUUCAAUUUGCAAAUGACAAAACAUGUUACAAUCUGAGGCGGCAGGGAGGCAAUGACCUAAUUCAGAUUAAAUGACCUCAUACUGAUAAGUAGCCGGCUUCCUCACUGGGUGAUGGAACAUAAUCACAAAUGGGCUCUUAUCAUUGAGGCUGGAGUGUGUGAGGUUACAUGAUAUUUGUGAGUGUGUGUGUGUGUGUGAAUGGUUGUUUAAAUCCCAGCGGUGAAAUUUAAUGCUACAUUCAGCGAUGUUGCGACGUGGACUUCUAGCCUGGGUGUCUCGUAUCGGAGGCGUGCUGGUGCUCCUCUGCUGCUCCCUGUCGCUUCUUUAUGUCAUGACCUGCAGUCCCCCGCAGUCUGACGACCCCCCGCUGAGUCACGCCCUACCCCGUGCUGGACCCAACUACCCCAGUUUGGGAGGCACAGGGCCCGGGAUUGGAGCAGGAGCAGCUGGAACAGGAGGGGUCCGAGCUGGAGCCCCCCAAAGCGGAGGUCCCCCUGGUGCUCAGUCUUAUCAAGUGCUCCUCCAAGAGCGUGAGGAGCAGCACCGCCUCCAUAUCUCCUCACUGAAGAAGCAGAUUGCUCAGCUGAAAGAGGCUUUGCAGGAGCGGAGCCAACAGCUGAAAGGAGUGCAGGAGAGCCUGAAGAGAGUUGCAGGAGGCCCCGCAGAAGGACUAGAAGCUGGGGCUGCAUCACAAGGUGGUGGUCUCGGGGAGGCUCAGGGAGCUAAGAGCCAGCAGACAGACCUCCAGGAGUUCCUGAGGAGCCAGCUCUCCAAGGCGGAGGUGACAGCUGGCACCAGGUUGCCCAGCGAGUAUGCAGUGGUGCCCUUUGAGAGUUUCACCCUACAGAGGGUGUACCAGCUGGAGAUGGGGCUGACGAGGCACCCUGAGGAGAAGCCCGUGAGGAAAGACAAAAGGGACGAACUGGGAGAGGUGCUGGAGACGGCGCUGCACAGUCUCAACACGCCAUCAUCGCAGCAAGACGGCAAGAGUGUGGCAGGCAAGACUCAAGCGAGCAAAGUGUACUCGCCAUCUGACUUUAUAGAAGGUGAGUCAAACCCUGGAUGUUACAUUUAAACACAAACGUUCUGCUGUAUUUUAUCAUGAUGUAGGAGAUGAUACUUUAUACUGCAGCACUGGUAUGAUUACUACACUGAAAAACAAACAUAUCAAGUUUUGGGACUCAGUUUGGAAACCCAGAAGUGUGUAAAUGGAUAAAGAAUUGGAAUAUUAAUCCAACAUGGAAAAUUGAUAUUCAAUAUUCUCUAGUCAGCGAAUUUCAGUGUUUUCCAUGUAUGUUCCUCAUCAAACCAUCUUCAUCAAACCAUCUGAGCCAUCCCCUGUGGAGACUGCAUGGCCAUUGUUGCUUGGUCCACGUUGGGCAAUCCAUUGGGGCCCAGGUGCAACCAGUCUGGACCACACUGGGGGGUACUGGAAGGGAACAUGAUCCAGUUUGACAAUCAGAAAAGUAACUUGGAGCGCUAGUAGUAGUAGAGCUGCAGCAGUUAUUUAGUUUCUUAUAACAGACUGAGAUAAGAUUGAUCACCAAAUGAUCUGAUUUUAGCACAUAUAUGCAACAUUUACUCAUUACAGCCUCAAAAAUGUGCGUUUUUCUGUCUUACCGAACAACACAACAAGCAACUCAGGCGUCUAUUUUUUUUUAAACAUCUUGGAAACAAGAUUCAUUUCUGGACUCCUCAGGGAAAUGUGACUUUUAUUAAGAGUAAUGGGAUAAUUUGACAAGGAAUUAGACAAAUUUGAUUGCUAAGAUUCAAGGUUUUCGCAGCUCUAAUUGCAACAUCACUCUUUGCGUCUGUCUUUUAGUUAAUCACAUAGCAUUCAUCUCUGAGAUGUAAUUGAGAAAACAAACUACCACUCCGUAAACCUAAUUUCCCGGGGACAUUGUGGCAAAACGAGAACUGAUUUUCAACACCCAAACACCUCCACUCUCUCCUUCAACCUCUGGCUUAUUUGAUUUCUCUUUGUAGAUCGAUCCCAGAAAGGUCAAAAGCACGUGAGUGUGUAACAGCCAGGAUUUCCUCUCAGUUUGUCCUGCUCAGCCUUGAUCACAACCCCAGGAAAUGAACGCAGCUGCUCCUCGUUCACGGAGCAGCAUCUUUUCCAGCGCUGAGUUCUUGUGUGUGAAUAUCACAGCGGUGGGUGAUCCACUCUCUGAAGGUCACCCCCUUCAGCGUGUGAGUGGGUGGAGGGUUUAAAGUGAGUAAUAGGGGCACCUGGCUCAGAGGGAAAUGAGCCAUAGGUCACAGAAUGGAGCCUCUUACAUGUGUAUGAGUGUUUGUGUGUGGCCCUGCGUAAUGUAUAUGUGUGUUUAUGUGGCUGUCUUUGUAAUGGAUGUGUAUCUACACAGCUUCUGGAAACCCGGGGGGGAAAAAAGCAGGAAAGUGCAGCUUUCUUUUAGCGACAAAACGUCUCCCUUCUGCUCAUAUUUGGCUCUAAAUGCUCUUUAAUGGAUAUUGAUUUGAAGAAAAUCUUAAACAAGCAUAGAGUUAUCCAACCAGCCAAACAAGUGAAAGGCCGGUGAGAUUGCCAGGACUGACAAAAGCAUCUUCAGGGAGCUUUCAGGCCCGUAUUAGCAGGCUAGUGAGCUGAAACUGCACACAAACAGAGGAGGUAUGCAAGAUGAACUCUCCUAACACUUAAUUUUGUCCUCAGAAAGGGACAGAGGAAAGCAGUUAGACAGAGCGACAGCCAGGAAGUGAGGGCAUUUAGGCUAAAUUGUUCAGCGUUUUUUGCUAAGUGAAAGCUUAUCUCGUCGAGGAAAUGAAGCCCACCGUCACGGAAAGUGGGGACUCUUAACUGGAAGGCCUUUAUCCCUCACGGCUAUCAGACUAUCAAUCUUUGCCCACAGACUUCUUCCUCUUCUCUUGUCUGACUUGCUUUCUCCUUCCCCUUUAUCAUCAGACUGUCUGCUCUUUCUUCAUCACCCUCUCUCUUUCUUUGAAGGCCAUGUCGUUUUCCUGUGGAGUCUCCCUCUUCCUCCUGGUCUAUUUUUCUCUAAUUUCACUUCUUAUUUUCUCUUUCUCUCCUUUCUCUCUCUCUUUCUCUUUGCCCCUGCAGACCUCAGCUGGUCCAUUUGCAAGUAAUAAUCCUUGUAAUUGAAAAAUAACCUUUCUCUCUUGAGGAGCAAAAAAGCCGGUCUGGAUGACUAGAGUGGCGUCUCUGUCCGUCUGUUGUGUAUGUGAGGGUUUUUCAUAUGUACGUACUGUAUGUUCUGUUGAGGCUAGCAGCCCAGCGUCUUUUAGUACAUGAACAAUGUCUCAACAGCAUCGAGAACCAUUUUUCUCCUCUCACAAAUGCGCAGUUUUGGUCUGUCUGAAAGGAGGACUGAGGAAUAAUGAUGAAGUGGAAGCUGAAGUAUGUUCCCCUUGAAAAAAUGUUUAUUUUGCAGAUCAUUUUCGAAGAUAGACGUUGAAAAAAAACUCACAGGGAAAAGCAUGAUCUUUGGCUCGAGCAAACACCGAAAUCUCAAGGGAUGUAAACAAAAGCUGCACCCCGGAGAAAACGAGAAAAGAGGGGGAAAAACUGCUACAGCUCAGAGAUAAAUGGAGAAACUACAGGCGAAAUAACUAAAACUGACUUUGUAAGUCACUGUUUUUUCGCUCCGGCUUAUACCAUAUUUAUUGGAACAGAAUUACACUUUAAUUUGGUUCACUAAAGUAUUAAUGUAUGAUACAAACUUUCUCAAAGUUAGAGUUGAGGAGAUGUUUCUUUGCAGCGACAACAAGACGCCUUCUUGCUGUGUUCAAUUAAAUAUCACUGCCACUUUGCAUCAGUUUGUUCACUUUAAAGAGGCAUCGAGGGACCCAACGUUACACCAAGAUAGACGUUUCUAUACUUUUAAUUGGUUAGGAGGUUUGUGGAUACAUAUGUUGAGAUUUUUUCAGAGAACUUUAUACUUUUAGGAAUUCACCCCAACCUUUGGAUGAACUUACAAUACUUUGAGGGAGCCUUUUUCCAGGCUGCUAGUUUGGCUCAGUUGGUGAGGGAGAGACCCCAUGUCCAGAAGCUGCAGUCCUCAUCUCAUCCCCGGUCCUUGUUUGAUUUGUUUUUGACUCCACUGCUCAUUUAUUCAUAACAGCUACGCUAGAGUGAUUUAUUUUUAAAAAGUAUCUAUUUUGACUCUGUUAGAGUUUUUAAUUUAUACAUAAAUUUGCUUGAGUUUUUUCAUUUGAGGGCUUUAAGCCUUGACUGAUGGAACAGUUUGAGAGUGAUGAGGAAUGUGGGGAGGGAGUGAGAGAGAGCACCAAAUCCUGUCGGCGGUACGGUGAGUGCUCUAACCUCCAUACCGUUGGCGUCCGCUGUACCAAAUGUACCAAACUUACACCGCAAAGCACAGCUGAGUGGACUGACAAUUACACAUGCUGUAAGUGUUUGCCAGUAGGCUUUGGGCCAUGGGUGUGUCCAGAGGGACAAGUGGGGGUGGCAGAGGCCCCGUUGCAAUCACUGGCCACCCUCAAGUUCUUAACCGUGAUUGGGUAGAUGUGUAGCUGCAGGCCACAAAAAAAAACAAAGGACCAAACAAACUUAAAAACAUUGAGAUAUUGGCUUUAUCACAUUAUCAGUAUUGGCAACCCCUUCAAAUUAUAGAAAAAACACAUUUUCACUGAUUAUAUUUGCUAUCAAACAAUAAGAGGAAACUUGUGCUCGCUGAUGCAGCUUGAAUUGAAAUGUAGUCAAUAAAUGUGUUUUUGAAUGUGAGUUUUCUAGCGUUUUUUUACGACUUUAAACUAUAAUUUUUUGGAAAACUAGUCCUAUUUUAGUGAAUAAAAUGUUGUGUUUAUGAGAUUUAUCUGUUGUUACUUUGCCGUUUCCUUUGACGUAUGAGUGAGUUAUUAAUGGUAAUCUUCCUUUGAAUAGGCAUAUUAAUUUGUUAAAGCUUUUGUGUAUAAUUAGGCGACUGAAAAUGACCAAAAAUAUCUGAUGACUAAUAAUAAUGCAUCAGAUUUCAUAUAGCGCUUUAUCAGAGACCCUCAAAGCGCUUUACAUUGGAUACAUCAUUCAUUCGCUCACACAGUCACACUUUGGUGGUGGUGGAAACGUGGUUUCCAUUCUGUGCCUACGGCCUCUCCGACCACCACCACACAACACUCACAAUCAUACACCAGUGGAGGACACACACUGGGAGCAAGGUGGGUUAAGUGUCUUGCCCAAGGACACAACGGACAGACGUGGAUUAGGGGGGAAUCGAACCGCCAACCUUCCGGUCAUUGGACGACCGCUCUACCUCCUGAGCUACUGCCGCCCCGACUGACUGUCCCUAUGUCGACUGUACUCUAAUGAAAAUGUCUUCUGAUGGUUUUCCCAUGAGUCUUUGUGCCCAUGUCUUAUGGUUAAAAAACAGCCUCCUUUACAGGACAGAGAGGCCGAAGCACAAGUUGAUCUAAAAUGCUUGUUUUUGACUUUGUGUCCUCUGUGUCCCACCGGUCAGGUAUCACCCGCACAGAGAGAGACAAAGGGACGCUGUAUGAGCUGACAUUCAGAGGAGAGUCUAGUCAUGAAUUCAGACGCCUCGUCCUCUUCCGUCCCUUUGGACCUCUCAUGAAGGUGAGAAACGAGAGGGUGGACACCGCCAACAUCCCGAUCAAUAUCAUCGUCCCUCUCUCCAGACGCACGGACAAGUUCAAACAGUUCAUGAACAACUUCAGGUGAGACUCAAACAUCAAACCUUUCCUCAGACGUCUCCAAUCUUUAUCCUCCUUUAAGCUCCUGAUCAGAAAGUCAGAAAAACUGCGACAUAAACAGAAGACUCUGAAUUAUUCAGGAUGGCUCUUUGUGUCACACGUAACUAAUUCAGGCAAAUGUGAUACUCUGUUAUUCAAAACCGAGUUUCGACUCCACUUUUACAUUUUAAUUGGUGAACCCGCUGCGGAGAGAAGGAGAAGGGGAGAUUAGAGGAAGGGAAAUUAUCAUCAGAGGGGCUAUUUUUGUGGAAACAUGCAAUUAAAAUUUUGAAACUGCAUGCGUAGUGUUAUCAGUUAAUUUAUUUUGGUGCUGGUCGGCAUAAUUAGAACGUAAACAAAUCAGAGCAAGGUUUAAAUGAUUCAAGCAAGAGCACGGAUUAAAACAGAUCUCUGGCACUAGCUCACUUUCACCGACGCAGCAAACGAAAAGGCAAUUUAACAUUUUUUUCUGUGUAGAAUUAUAUAUAAAUCACAAUUAUGUGCAGGCUGUGAUAAAAACCAUUAAAUGAGACAAACUAUUAAGGACUGAUUGACAGGACAAAACCCGUCAGCUCGCAGUGAAAUGUGCUUUUUGCAGCUCUGCUGUCUGUCACCAUCAGUUCAGGAAACAUCCUCCUUAGUGUCUGAUUUAUUGUGCUGCUGCUGCUGCUUAUCACAGCUUUUUUUACAUGAUAAAUCCUGCUUAGUAGCAGUGUUGCAGCCCAUUAAAAAGCCCCCCUGGGCAGACUACCAGCAGCUGAUAUACAACGUGGCACAAAGUGUACUUACUUGAAAGAGUCGGCGAGUCGCUGAGCAAACAUUUUACCCUCAUCCAUAUUAAAGGUAUGCCAGGAGAAAUUGCGUAUGUGAGCGUGUUUAGGGGGUGAUAACAGUGAGGAACUGCCUGUUUAUCACGUAUUCUUUAUUCACUUUCAGACUGGGAAAUAACAGCACUUAUGAUGUACUGUGAUAUGUCUCCCCGGUGUCGAAUAAGGAGAUAAAAUGUGCAUUCACACAAGCAGGCAGGAAACAUUUGUAGCCAGGCACCCCGGAUUUUUUACAGGGAAGUAUUACCCUUUUAUGAAGACAUGAUUAUUAUGUCUUUUUAGAAAUCUAUUUUGUGGUUGCAGAGACUAAACGCCUCAUCGCAGCCGAGAAAAAAACAAUUUACUUAAAGAGCACUUAACCACAUAACAACUAGGGAAGCGUUAUAAAGCUUUCGCUGUAUUUACACUUUAACCAAUAAUCACCUGCUCCUGAUGGCUGAUACAGAUAAGAUGAGUGUUUAUUUCUUCGUUUGAGUGCGCAUUUAGAUUCAGUGAUUUUGUCAAUGACUGCUAUAACGUUGGUUUUCUCUAAUGAACCUGUGUGGUUUUCAAAGGCCUGCUGAGACUAGGGCGCUCUUUGACACUGACUGAGUGACUCUAAAGAUUUUUGUGUUCAGACUUCAUCCUCUUGGGAAACUUGCAAGACAUGUUGUGCAAAUUGCAAUGGUGAAAUCUUCCUUUGACACAGUGAAAAAACAUCAACACUGGUGACGGCAUCUUUACUCUGUCAUUUGCUUGUUCUCUAUGAUUGUAAUCCUCAGUAUUUAAUAGCAUCCCUAUUUGCAAGGAUAAGAAAGUUUCUAUCAUCCAGUCAGCUCAUUUCCAAAGCACAUAUAAAGCUUUUUUUUUUUUUUUUUUAAGUAUCCUAUGUUCAUGUUGUUGUUUUCAAUGAGACGGUUUUCCAUCUUAUGCUUGUGGCGAAAAUUCAGACACAUCCGGCAUAUGUGCGUGUCAAGGGACAGAAGGUGAAUUAUCGUCAGCAUGUGUGUGAUACAUUUGACAUGUCUCCAUCACAGAGCCUGCAGGCAUCUCCCACCUGGUCCCACCCUUUUUUUCCCUCUCUCUGAGCUGUAAACACAGAGAUGGACUGCAAACAACAUGGAUUAUACCUGAAACGAGGAUUAUGUCAUUUUUAAGUCUAAUGUUGGGAUUUUUUUGUUUAAUUUUUUUAAUCUUUUUUUCCCUUAAAGCUCCUGUGAGGAGUUUUUAGCUGGUAAUGCCUUUUUUUGCAGCUUUUAAAAGCAAAGAGUGAUAAUUUCUAAUGACUGUAAUCACUGUGAUGAUAACACAAGUAGAACAAGAUUAGCAAAGUAAAAAGAGGUGUUACUUUGUCCACAGGGGGCGCCAAAACAGACACAGACAGGAAGUUUCUCAGAGGAGCUUUAAUUUAAGGAAAUGAAGGGAAAAAGAGCAUUACAAUCUAUCAAAUCUAAAGGUUUCACCUACUUUACAGCUAUAAAUUUAUUACUUUAAUAUCAUUUUAUAGUUUUUUUAUUGGAUAUUUUGUUUUGAUUUAAUGUAUCUCUCUGAAAUGUUGUUGUUUUUCUCGUUACAACACUCAGGAGGCUUAAACCUUCAAAACAAUGGCCUUGUUUUUAAAAACCCUCCUUUAAUCACAAAGCUCUUCCUUCCUGUAACCUCCACUCCGCUUAGUGUGAGAGUGCUUUCAUCCCUGAUGUCCCUUCCUCUGUGUGUUUCUGUUUGUGCGCAGAGAGGUGUGCGUGCGGCAGGACAGCCGGGUCCAUCUGACGGUGGUGUAUUUUGGGAAGGAGCAGAUGAGCGAAGUCCGCAGCACUCUGGAGAACACAUCCAGGUGGGUUGGGGUUGGAGACACACUAAAUAUCGGCUCUUUGAACUCAAGGCUAAACGCAGGAUAUGGAGGCCAAUUCAUGAGAUAAAAAUGAAGUCCACAGCAGCCUUGCACCCUUCAUCUUUAAGCAAACACUACAGACAUUUUUUUUCCAGCAAAAACUCCCAUCUUCAAAUUCUGUAUUCCGCCUCACCCGACAUUCGCACAAAAGCACACACACACGCACACACCUCCUGACUGGGCGUCCUGCCACAGCCACUCAUCUGUCUGAUGAAUAAUGGAGUAGCAGAGUGCCACCCACGCCGAGAAGCUGAGAGCCACCAGCCAACACGGAUAAAUUACAUCAGGCCUGUGAUCAUCCCUGACUCAUGCUAAAACCUCUAACACGGACCUCGACACCCACACCUCCAGAGACCAUCGCCGCCGGCCGAUACGGUCCUCCCUGUGGAGUGAGCCGCAAUUUCUCCCCAGGGAGUUGCUAUGGCGACGCUUGUCGAUUCCCAGCCUUGGAGGUUUUUUCUUUGGCCUUGAGUCAAUUGGACGAUCUGUCGAAUCUCACAGCAUCUCUUUGUCUCCUGGCGUCUCUGCCUGUUGCUGUAGCUCAGAAGGAAAUAAAAGGAUUAGAAAAGGCAGCAUAUGAUUUAUUUAUAAAAAGUUAUCUUUAAAAAUGGGCUGAAUGAAAACCUGCAAAUGUGGAAAUACAGAAAGAUUAAAAUGUAUUGUUACAGCUGCUGCACAACAAUGGGCUCAGACCAGGCAUUUCAAUCAAUUUUGUCCUGGUUAGAGUUACUUUUUAAUGUUUAAAGCUUCAAAAUAGGCUGAUAUUUACGACAGAGUAUUAGGGCCACAUUAAGAAAAAAAACAUUAAGACUUCGAAAUUAAUUUACGAGAAUAAAGUCGUAAUAAAAUAAUUACUUACGAGAAUAAAGUUGUAAUAAAAGCAUUACUGAAGAGAAUAAUGCCUCAGUCAAUGAUGGAUUGGUCAAGGUCACGCUACAAAGAAGCGGCUGCUGGAAGAGAGUAGGUGAGUUGUGUUUAGUGUCUAGAGAAGCAAACGGUCAGCAACAUUCGUCUCUCGCAGAUGUGUCGAACUGUUACAUUGUGUUUGAGCCUAAAUUAAUUUUACACCGGAAUGUCCCUUUAAUGUGGCCCUAAUACUCCGUUGUAGAUAUUAACAGAUUUACUACUAAAAAAGAAAAUAUGACCAUCAGCAACAUAGACAGUUGUCAGAAAAUACCACUUAUAAACGUACAAGACAAAAUCAGCAAAGAAAUAAGAAGUAUCACCCUGUUCACAGGGGGCGCCAAAAUCAACACAAACAGAAAGUUCCCUACAGGAGCUUUAAGUCAAGUGACUUUGAUGCAAAGAAAAAGAGCUUUAUUCACAUUUGAUGCCUAUAAAAAUAGUAAAUACAUCUACACCUCCUCCUGCUGUACCAAAAUGAAGCCAAACAGCAGAGAUUAAUCAAAUGCAUGGAAGUAGUUCUGCCAAACCAGCCAGACAUUUUGGAGCAAGUUGCAAAGCUGUAAUGCAUCCUGUGGAUAGUUGCUGUAGCACAAUAAUCAGGACUAUUAUUCUGCACAGCCAGUUAGGAAAAGUUUGUUAGAGAAACUCUGCUGAUUAAAAAUAACUGGAUCAGAAGUAAGAGGAAGGACGGUGGGUGAAAUGAGGGAUCUUCAAAACUCUCCUGUCGUCUCUCUCCCUGAACAGCACAUCGGCCCUGAACUCUCUAAAGUGUUUCAUAUUCCUCUCACGCUGCACACGACGCAUUCAUCAGUUAGGUAGCAGCUUAUCUGGAUGUUAAUCAGGGCUUGUAAUCAGCUCUGUUCUCCUCUUUGCUUUAUCUUGCUUUCAGGCUGUGAUUGAAAUGAAUGUGAAUCAUCAUCGGAGAAAGCUACCUGUGGUUCAGAUUCUCUGGACGCGAGCAGACACACACGCACAGCGCACUCAUAAAUACACUCAGGAAGAUGAAUGAGUGUGUGUACAGGCAAUUAAGCUGCGACUGCAAACUAAACUGAGUCAUCUAUGAUUUAUUUGGAUGAAUAUACUCAUUGUUCUAUCUAUAGAGCAGCAAGAGCUGGAGUUGAACAGGUGUCUGAUGUUUAGAAAGUUGGCAGAUUUUGAACCCCCCUCCACGCUCUUUUCUUCCAUCCUCUCUGCAUCCAUUACUGUCAUCUUUUGUGUGUUCAAACAACUGCAGCUCUGUGAAAACUUUCCAGGAACGACUGUGUGUGAGAAUGUGCCCGCUAUCAGGGACUAAAGUAAGAACUAGCUCCAUUUUGAGCAUAACCCAACCCUGAGGCGCAGCAGUACUCUGAGCUAACACCAGAAACAGCAUGCUAACAUGUUCAAAGUGAGAGCUUUAACACAGUAUGUGCACCAAGUUUCAUGAGUGUUUUCAUCAAAUAUAAUGAGAUUGUUCAGUAUUUGCUGAACUCACAAGACACUUCUUGAAUAAUGCCUUUGAAUUAUUCACAUAUCACAUUAUCAACUUACCACAUUUUCUAAUUAUCGACCCUCAAAGCUUUCACACUGGGUGACUCACAGCGCAGUGCACACAUGCAGGCAAACACUGACAAUUUCUUUUUUACUGAGAUCUUAUAACCAGACUUUCUCAUAGAACACGCUGUGAUAAAUACUUGAUUUUAACCACAGACUGUAUCAUAGAUGGCGGUCGCAUCAGUGACUUCACCCAUUUGUUUUGUGAAGCAGAGUUUUGAGGCUAAGCGCAAGUCACGAUAUUGGUAAUGCGGGUGCAACCUGACUUUCAACCUGUCAACUCCCAAAGGACCACCUUUUCAAGGCUCCUGGAAAGGAUAUCGACGUUUUCCCAUUUGGUCUAUGUGUUUUUUAGACUUGGAGGAGUCUUACAAUCAAUUUCCCUUGUCACUAAUUCAGUUUCAUGGACAGGACCAUAGGUUGCAGGAGGGUUCCCAGUUUGGGAGUUUUAGAAUCCCAUCUCUGCUCUUUGCAGAUGAUGUGGCUGUUUUGGUUUCUUUACGUUGAGACCUCCAGUGGACAUUGGUGCGAUUUGAAGCUGAGUGCAAAGAGGAAAAGAGUCAGCACCCCCAAAUCUGAGGCCAUGGUUCCAAGGUGGACUGCUCUCUCUGGGUGGGGAGUAAGUCUUAACCCCUAGUGAGAGAGUUCAAGUAUUUUGGGGUUUCAAGGGGAAAAUGGAUUGAUAGGUGGACUUGUGCAUAGGGAUGGGAAUUGAUAAGAUUUUAUCGAUAUCAAUGCCAUUAUCUAUUUGCCAUUAUCUGCUUAUCGAUUCAAUUCUUUAACGAUUCCCUUAUCAAUGCCUUUGUUUGAUUUAAAAAAGUAGACUAUAGGUUUUCCCCGGUAACUCGAAAUUUUAUUGAGUCUCUGAUAACGGAAAAAUAUGUAAAAAGUCUAAAAAUAAUCAAACAAAAAUUCUAUUUGUACAGCAUUUCUGGUAUGCAUUGUGUUUAUGUUAACAUGGUACAUAUGUUAGGGUGACCAUAUUCUGAGUCACCAAAAAGAGGACACUACUACGUGUGCGCGAAAUUUUGAGUUUUUUUUUGGUUCGAGUCAAGUGUUUUUUAUGCGCUUCUAACUCAGUUAAACGCAUAUUAUUCAGGAUUUCCGAAGACAGUGCAUGUGUGUGUCAGGUCAGUGGCUUUGCUUAGAAGUGAGCGGAGGGGCAGAGCUGCAGAGAGCACUGAUGCGCUGCACUGUUUUAUAAUAAUUGAAUACAUGUUCUGGAUAUUUGAAGGAUUUUAUAAACUUCCCCCCAGACAGCCCCCCCAAAAGAGGACAUAUCCGGGGAAAAGAGGACGUAUGGUCACCCUAUCAUAUGUACCUUCCAUGCCGUGCUGAGACAGGGCUGCAGCGGCUGACAACUGGCGUAGAGCAUCAAAUACAUGUGACUCCUUAGAUUUGAUGCUGUGCUCCGUUGGCAAAUGUUUCAGUAUGUUGCUAGUAUUUCCACCUUUGUACGUUAUCACUGCCCGACAAACUUUGCACUGUUGUUGUCUUUCUUAGUAAAAUUAAGCCACGUUUUAGCUCGUUCCCGCCUACUUUUCGUACUGUCUGCCAUGUUUUUUUCUCUGUCUCUGUUCCCGUUUGCGUAGACUGGCACUCACGAGACUGUUUUUCAAGGCACCCGGAGGAAAGGAAUCGUUAAGGGAAUAAAAUGUAAAUGAUGUCGAUGGAUUGAACCAUUUGGAACCGGUUCUCAACAAGAUCCGGUUCUCGAUUCCCAUCUCUACUGCGAGUGUUGCACUGGACCAUCAUGGAAAGGAGACGGCAAAGGUUUUGAUGUACCAGUCGAUCUACCUUCCAACCUCACUUAGGGUCACAAGCUGUGGGUAGUAACCAAAAGAAUGAGAUCAUGUUUACAAACUGUGGAAAUGAGUUUCCCCUGAGGGAUGGCUGGGCUGGGCCUUGGAGAUAGGAUUAGAAGCUCAGACAAACAGAGGGAGCUCAGAGUAGAGCUGUUACUCCUUUGCAUUGAAAGGGGUCAAUUGAGGUGGUUUGGACUCUUGAUCAGGAUGCCUCUCUUUGGAGGUGUUACAGGCAUGUCCAACUGGUCAGGAGACCCCAGGGUAGAACAAACCUGACCUGGGAAUGCCUUAGGAUCCCAGAGGUAGAGCUGGAGAGUGUUGCUGGGAGGAAGGAGACUUGUGCCAACUUGUUUAGCAUGUCCUCGCAACUCGACCCCGGAUAGACAGAAGAAAAUAGAUGAAUGGACCUUUGUACCUGUCUUAGGCUUGUUUUGAGAGUCUGGAAACAAUGACGGAUACCAGGUAUAUUGUGACAGCAGCCUGAGGAGUUACUGGGCCCCAAGCAUCAUCUGUCCACCUCAUCAUCCCUCACUAAACCCUCCAAAAACAAAUCCAAACCCUAGCAGAGCAGUUGAAAUGGUCAAAAUCACUGUCACUCUUGACGUCUAUGAACUCAAAUUUGUUCACAAAACCACACAGUUCAAGUGCAAACACACACACAAACCCACACACCUUCACUCACAAAGCAGUCAAUAUCUGUUCCCAGCAGUGAUGGCAUCAUUAGAGGCUGAUCUGAUUCUCCGCUGCCCUUCUUACAAAUUUAAUUCACCUCUGGAAAGUGGUUUGAUUUGUCUCCUGCUCCCUAACAACCUCCUGCUAUUUGUCCUUUUUUCAGUCACAAGCAGUAUCACUCCUCGCUUUGAGCGAACUGUUGUCCCUGCGUAAUUUCCCUGUGUAAAAAUACAUGUAGAUGAGUUUCAGUAGAUGAUUUGGAGCAAAUUUCCUCGACACUAGUCAGAUUGUACUCCAAUCAAUCUAUUUUUCAGCAAUCAAAUCAAAGUUAAAGCUGCAUGGAUUUUAGAGCCAAUGAGAUCGUUCAGUAACUAAAGCCAAAGAAACAGAAUAGAUAAAAAGAAAUGCUACAGAAAAUCAGAGCCAUCCUCUUCCAAGGCUUCUGCUAGACACAAGGGAUAGCGUCUAAAAUAGAUGGGAUCAGCUGCUGAAGUUUCAAGUAUUACGCUUACAUAUCCGCACUUCAAAGCCUGAACUCAGGAUCAAACCAUCGGGGGGCAUGUAUGUCUCUGAGCCCUACACGCUCAGGAAUAAUGAUUCAGAGCAAGGUUAGAUAAAGAGGAAGCGAUACAAUGGAGGGGAAACGAGGAAAAGGAGAGAGAUACCAGUCGAUAUGUGAGGAUACACCCCGGGUUUUAGUCUCUGAGGGGAGACGGUGGCUGAGGGGGGAACAAAGAGAUGGGAAGUUAGUGCAAAAGGUGCAAAGAUAAGAUGAGAGGAAUCACAGAAAAGACAGUUUUUCCAGGGAAGGAUGAAGAGCAUCGGCAAGGAUAUCAAAGGAAGUAGAGUGUUUAGAUGAAAGAGGAGGGAUCUAAAAUUUGGACAGAUAAAGAAACAAAGGAUGAGAUCACUCCAUCACCCUUUCAACUACAGCAGCAUUUACCUCAUCUUUCUCUUGCACCAUCUCCCCGGCAGACGCCUCCAUAAGCCUUUAAUGUUACUGUGGCAUUUCUUUCAGUUCACAGACGGGUCAACAAUACUCCGAAGAGCCUCUGACAGCUCUGACGAAAAUGUAAGGGAAAAUGUCAACAAGAAGGUGUCUGAGGGGGAAACUCAUGAGUGGAUGGAGUGAUAAACAAAUCAGGGAGGAAAUCUGAAAGCUGUCCAUUAUUCAUCUUAAAGAAAGAGAGAGUGUCUCUGCGCAGAUUACUCACCGCUGAUAACUAGUGGAGCUGUCUCGCCCGAGGGCUGAGCCUGAGAGUGAUCACAACAACUCUACAUUUUUUAUGGCUCGCACUUACCUCUCCAUUACAUGCACAGACUGCUGAUUCCCCGGCUCACUGUAAAGCACAAGCCUCUUUUUUUUUUUUUUUUGCUUUCCUCUAGACAAAAGCCCGGGGAGAAUACAGCAGCCAGCCUGCUCUGUAAACAACAGACAAGAUGAAAGGCAAAGAGGAGAAAGAUUGACUUGCUUAAAAUCGAUUGCAGGUAUUAAAAAAAUCCAAGGCAGGAGAGAGCUUACAGUAAGUUUGGCUGCACUGAGAUGUUGAGGAAGCGACUGCAGCCUCACUCCGUUAUUUCAAAUGUAUUUAUGAGGCAGACUGACUUAUGGUGGAGACCCGCUAAUGCGAUGAUUUAAUGUAGCAAUAAUGACAAAAGCCUCACAUUCAUUUUAUGUGGGGCGUGAGGAAUUGCUCUGUUAAGCAUUGUGGGUUUCCGGGCAAAGCAUGAAUGAUCAGCAAUGCUAAAAACAUUAAUUUAUCCAUUUGUUAGGGAGAGAAAUUAUAGCUGUGAGCAAAUGAGGGAAAAUGCCUCGCAUGUGAGUAAUAACCGGAAGAAAAAAAAGCUAGAAAAUGGACAUACUGGUGGGAAGAGAAGUAAGGGUUUACUUGCAGCUGGUCUUCAAGAGGAGAUAUUGUUUUUUUCUGUUUGGGAUUCCUCCUCCUUUCAGAGUCCCUUGCUUCUAAAAUGACUGGAAAACAAAAAGAGAGGCGCUGUUUAAUUAGUUCAACAACAAGUAAUUAUGGGAGUAAGUGCAGUUUGCUUUAUUCGCCCAAUCAUUGCUAAUGAGAAUGCUACUCGCCAGCUUGUGAGGGGCUGACAGCAGGGAGGAGGGGUGGGCGCUUUGUUUGGCAGCUUGUUUGCUUACAGGAUAGCUUAAUACGCUCGAUCACUCGAGUCCUGAAAAUGCCAAGCAGUUGUUUUUUUUUUUGUUUUUUUGUGAAGGGUUAAGCUUUGAACCCAUCUUAAUAGUUUUUUUUCCUGCCUGGCCCCCAGCAAAAUCUCCUCCUGAAGUCAGGUUAAGCUGGUGUGUACACAAAACAGAACAUGUGGGGUGAUGAUGUUGAUAGACCCUUUAGGGCUGAUGACACAAUGACUUCACACGGAACGCUGAAAGAAGCAAAACUGAAGGCAAACAUGAAUCAUUAUCACAGAGCCGAGGGCAACAUAUCUCAAGACUGAAAUUAUAAUGUACGCCAGCCGCCAUGAUCCGUCAACAUAAACAAAGACGACUGUGGUUAUUGUGAUCAUCAAAAAUGCCUGUAUGUGCAGAGUACACUUUAAAUAGCUUGUAUUUAUGAAUAGCAUUAUAUGUAUGAAGGGUUAUCAUAACCCUCUAAUCAGAAAUUUUUGAGGCUUCAAGACAACUAUCGGGUUUCUCUGUGAUGUUUUUAGCAUGUAGCUGUCGGUAACAGUCUUAGUCACUUACCCUACAGCUGAUAUUCCUGAUGGAUUCAUCUUAAAAAGACAGCAGCAAACUUCACACAGAUAAGAUAAAAUUGACAACAAUAUAAGAGUUCUCACUUAAUCCACAUGAGGGCGACAGAGUCAUCACAGACAGAAAGUUCUUCACAGGAGCUUUAAUAAAGGAAAAAAAGAAGACCUUUAUCAUCAUCAUCAUCAUCUAGUUCCAUUUUGCUGUUGCCUCCUUUUUAUUCAGAUUUGCCUCAUUUCCCCCAAACUUGCCAGUUGGCGUAAAUUUGACAUUACUCUGUGGUGAAAUCAGACAAAUGAGCUUCCUGUAGCACUGGCAAAAGGAUGAGAGCAUCUCAUAAUGUGCCACUGGUGAUCUAUUUUUGGAGCAAUUAUUGGAUUGCCAAGAAAAACUGUGAUAAGGAGGGAACAGAAUCUGGUAUUGAUGGCUCGCCGAAGUCCCAGUGUGCUGAAAAAAGCCCAGAGGGUUGAAUUUAGAAGUGGCAGUUCUGGGUAUCCAAGUGUUGUAGCCCAAUUAGAGUACUGGUCAAUGCUAGAGGAUAUGUUUAUAGUUUUCUGUGUUUAGAUAUAUGAUAAUGGUCAAAUUCAUUGAAAAGUUAAAGGUCACUUUUACAACUAAAGUUACCUGUGAGCUUUGUCUGGACUUGUUUUGGAGUUGACAGCAAAUUCUGUCUAAAAGUCACCUUCACUCUCGCACAUGUAUUUUUAAUGCAUUGUUAUUAUCUUCACAGAAAUCUGAUUAUAUCUUUCAGAUAAAAACUUGCUGAUAGAGGUCAAAGCAGAAUAAUGUCCUUGGUGUGGAUGUCAGCGUGAUGUUUAAAUUGCAUUUACACAUUCAUAAGUAAAAGGCCAGACUCUCAAAAAAGAUCUCUGCAUGAUGAGGGAACAUUUCACAUCGCACAGUUUGGUUAUUCAGAUAAUAUGUCAAAGUAUGGAUCACAUUUUGAUAUAAAGAGUAAAGAGGGUCAGAGUCUGUCCUGCAAAGGCCUGAAUUUCUUCAUCAGACCUGUCAAAAGGUUGAUUCAGUCAGAGAACAACCAAAGUAAGAGGGAUUCAUCCUUUGAAGACCAUGAAUAUUUGGAUAAAAAUUGUGAUCAGGAUCUAUUAAAUGGUUGUUUAGUUGGUUUAUUUGAAACAAACAGACUCAAACUGCAUGUUCCCAGUAUGGCUGAGAGGCAAAAAUACUUCACUGGUAUCUCAGAAACAUGUUUAGACUGUAAAAAAGCUCACGUAAAGGCUCUUACAGAUGAGAAUUUUCACUUAUGGUAAGCACCGUAUCUGCAGUCAGUCCUCGAGCUAUAUGCGCGUGCAAACAAAUAAAUGCAGCGGUUACACUGAGGCGCAGAUUCACAAAGAAAGAAAAGAGAAAAUCUGGUCUCGGUUCCCUGUCCUCAGCAGAACUAACAGGAUCAGGCCUGCUGCUGAGACACAACAUGACAGCUCUUUACAUUCUCACUCUGACACACUUUCAACAAUUUAGCCUGAACAAGGUAGCAGCCAUCACGCCCACAGUAAACAAAUUGACUAUUUUAAGCCAUAAUAGGGGUGCUGAUGCCUGUGGGGGGAGACGGGAGAAAAACAGCCAAAUAUAAAAAGUAAUUUAGAAAACAAGGGUACUGCAGGGUUCAAGAGGAGUUUUCCCCAAGCAGGCAAUAAUAGCACACAUGUUCGUAUUUUUGGCCCUUUUAGAGACUCAGGAAAUAGGUACAUGGGCAAGUAAACAUCUCGGAGUAAUUUCCAGAGUUAAUGUGCUCCGGCCAGCACACACAGCACUGUGAAUAAUAAACCAACUUUGGCUGGACGAGACACAAUUUCUCUGAAUCAUGUUGGUAAUCAGGAGAACAUCAGCAUCAUACAAAUGCUUUUGAAUUAUUAAUCAUUUGACCGUUCUCAAGAUAUAAAUACACACUGGGGGAUAAUCUAAUUGUAGCAAGAAUUUCAGGAAUGAUGUGAAACUGUAAGCUAAUUAUGAAGCUGCUACUGGGAGGUAUUCAGUCUGCUAUUAGCCGGGAGAGGCUACAAAAACACUUAAAAAUUGCAGAUUAGACUGAAUAACAAACUAGAAAUAAGUGUCUUCCAUGUUAAACUGGUUUGUAAAGAAGUAUUUGCUUGUGUGGCUAUUUUUUUUUAACUUAAAGUAUAGCUAAUUAUUGAAGUUUUACUUGAGUUGAGUGUCCAUGAAUGCUAGCGAAAUAGGCUAUAAUGUGUGAUAUUCUUGAGAGCUGAGUGAUACACCUGCACACACAGACACACAUGCAAAUUUCCUCACCUACCUGUUCCACAUUUUAGAAGAAAAAUUGUAUUAAAUGAUUUCAUUUUUGGGAUAAAACUGUGUCUUUUACAGAGACCAUGAUAAACCAUCUUUACUAAACCAAGAAGUGUUAGCAUAGCUUUCUGUAUUAGGCUAAAAGGGGAAAGCUCACUUUCGCUCAGAUUUUAGUUCAGGUUAAACAACCCAGACAUAACAAGUUUGGCUAUAAAGCUUUGAAGAUGCUUGUAGGCAGAUUUUAUCCCUAAGUUAGUAACAUUUAAGUUUACAAAGCACUGAUAUAUUAAUGUUUCUGUUGAGCUAAGCCAACCUACUGCUAGCUUAAGUUAGCUAGUAGCAGCUUAGCUUAGUUUAGCUUGUACAGCCCAGUUAAAAGAGGGGGGAAGAACCAGCCUGCAGCCAUGUAAACCUUACUUUUUUCCCAUUUUACUUAUGAUUGAAUCAUCAGAGAAACAAACAGUAAUUUAAAUUUUGAUUUUAAUUCAUAUUGAACAAGAAAGAGUCUGAAAACUUCAAGGAUGCUAGUAGGAAGACUGGUGGUGUUGGUUCAACUUUUUUAAAAAGGACUGAAAUGUAAAAUCAGAUUGAGAGUUUCUUGUGAGUGGAUAGACUUCUGUUCAGCUUAUUUCCCUCAUUUUAAGCUGAUCUGAGGCUAAAUUACUCCUGCAGCCCUGAAUCAGCAUGCAGAUAUAAAUAUAUUCAUUUGACUCUCAGAAGCUCAAAUGUGCCAAAAUAUUCCUCCACAGCAAAGACAUAAAAAACACUUUGCCACUUUUUCAUAUUCAUAGGAAUAAAAGUCAAUAUAUCUGGUUCCCACGAAGGUUCUACCGCUGUAAAGUCUUGAUUUCUCUUCCUCAGACAGAAGAGCUUACCGCCCCAUUACAGUUGAGACCGGCUCAACAUGUGAGCGUAGCUACUAUUGCAUUAACAUUGUUUGAGACAAACAGAGCCAUUGUGCUGUGGAUCUACCAUCUGUAGACAGUUUAGUGCCAGCGGGUGGGUCAGCCUCUCUUGGGACUCUGUGUAGACUGAAACAGAUCGACUCUGUUUGGAUUUAUAAACCGUAGACAGACGUGGAGCCUGGACUGUGUUUGCAGAAGAAUCAACUGACAGAGCACCAACACAUGUUGACUGGCGCACUGCAAUUGUUCCGUUUAACCGAAAACUGAUAUUAGACCGACAAAUGAGUCAACAAUGCUAAUGCUGCUUAUAAAUGGGGUCAUCUUUUCUUGCUUCGGAGAGAAGUGUCAGGUCUUUUUUUUUUGUAGGAUAGGCUACAGAGACAAGGAUUUUUCCACACUUUUACAUGGACAUGAAUAAAAAUGCUGAAAAGAGCAUUUACUGACAUCCGCUCUCACACACACACACACUACAGUGAAAUGGGAAAGCAUGAUUCAAGCUGCCUCUAGCACAAACAAACCGACUGUGUUUCCCCUGGUCAUCCUGGUUUAUUUUUCUGCCUACCUGCUCUGUCUCACAUGUGUUAAGUCAUCCAGAGUCACAUGGAUGUGGACAGACCUCAGACCCUUUUUUUCUGCUUCAAACAGAGAAACAGUUUCCCUCAGUGUCUCCUUACUCAGUUAGAUGAAAGUGUGAGUGUGCAUGUGAGUCUGUGCAUGCAUGAGUAAAGGAUUAGUCACUGACAGUGUGAUUUUUAUGGUUGAGGGAAAAAAAAACAUGGCUAUGUACAUCUGGAUCCAGCUGCUUGUCUCACCACAUCCUGAUGGGGCUUCAUGCCCCUGAUGGAUGAGCUUUGAUACCAGUGAAAUAUUGUACAAACAGAAUCCAAAAGAAGUUAAAAAAUAGUUUGGAAAUGAAAGCUGUGCUGAUGUUGACCAGAGGAUUUAUGAGGUCAUUGUUUUGUAAUCUUUAUUUGGGAAAUAUUAAAGGCAGAAAACAGAGGAUAAUAGGGACAGAUUAUCCCACGAGGGGAGCCAAGGGUGAAAUUGCACAGUUGUUGUCCUGUAUUGACCCUCCUAUGUGGCCUUUAAGUACCAGUUAAAUACAACACAUUUGGCAGCUGUGUGAGUCCUCGAAACCAACUACUUCACUGAGAAUAAUCUGUACACUUGUGUGCCAUGUUGUGAUAGUUAAAUCUAUUACAAAUGUACUCGGAAGAGGCAAUUCAAGGCCCUGGACUUCUUUUCACUCUUUUAUUUAUUAAUACAGCCUCAGUGUUGAACUCUGUGGUGCAGCUGCUGUGGAUCAAAAUACAAAAUCAUGAUGAUGUAUUUGAUGCAGAUUGGACACGAUAAGAUCUCACAGCUGAGGUGGACAAUGGGCUCACAGACCCUCAUCCCCGCCACACCUGCGAGAUCCAGUAUUGAAUAUUUGCAUUAGGGAUUCAAUUUCUGCAGAAACUAUUAAUUCAUAAUCCUUUUUAACCUUUUUCAAAGUUUUUGAAACACAGAAGUGUUUAAGGAUGGCUGAAAUAAGUGAAAAUGCAUUAAAGGCACUUUUGAGGGGUGAAACGAAAAAGAGGAAAACUCAUCAUAUUAAAAUGUAUUUAAAUAAAGACAAAAAUUACAGGAAUUGUGCUGAAAUAAGUGGCUCUUAAAAAGAUGAAAGAGGAACUUAGCCAAAGAAGGAAACUAGCAGCCUUUUUAAUCAGUCAUGAUAUAAAUGUAAGUUGUUUAUCACUGCUGUAGGGAAGAAACCCCGCAUCUCCACAUUCCAUCAUUUAAUUUUUUAACAUUCAUCAUCCCUGUUAAUCAUCAUCCCUUACUGGUUGCCAUGAAACACAUUUUUAAAAAAUAUUUUCAUCAAAUUUUGUGAUUUUGGAGAUAAGAGGGCUCUGCUCAACAGCAGCAUUAUAUAAAAAGUGAAAAAAAGCACAGUACAGUGCAGUGACAAAUACAGAGCUGCUGACAGCAGUUGCAUAAAAGGAAAAGAAAAAGGGAAAAAUGUGUAUUGUAGUAUAAAAAUAACUGAACAUAUUUUUACAAACCUCUAAAGAUUAUGUGAUGUCUAAAGAAAGGUGGUUACACAUUCCCUUCCCUGUUCAAAAAGAGAGUAAAAAUAAACAACCUUUGCUAUAAUGCUCUCAGUUUCUCUGUCUAACCUCCAUCUUUCUCUGUGCUUCUCUGCAGGGAGGUGAAUUUUAAGAACUACACUCUGCUGCAGCUGGAUGAGGAGUUUUCUCGGGGACGGGGUCUUGAUGUCGGGGCCCGAGCCUGGAAGGGAAGCAACGUUCUGCUUUUCUUCUGUGAUGUGGAUAUCUACUUCACUGCUGACUUCCUCAACACCUGCAGACUCAACACCCAGCCUGGUUAGACACAUACACUCUGUUUUUCUGACAUGGUUGCACUCUGAAGCUCGACAGGAUUAUCAUUAUACACACGUGUUUUUGGAAAUAUCUUAAAUCAGGAUCACCCCUAAUAUAAUUGGAGCUGAUACUCAGUAUGGUCAAUUAUCUUAAUCAGCCUUCAUCCACAUGGGUGUAGCCCUUGGCAAGAGGAGAGGAAUAUCCAAUUAAAUUCAUUAAUUUAAACAUGUGCCACUUUGGCUCCACUGCUGAUGUUUCUCUCCUUCUGGUUCUGUUUUCUUACACCACACUGUCUAAUCUAGUGUCCCACCCAUAUCACUGUGUGGCUAAAAGUCACAUGACCAUGUGACGCAACAGCACUUUAACUAGUUAACUAUUAACUCCUGUAUAUAAUGUUUUAUGUUUCAGUUUUGGUGAAUUGUUGAGGGCAUUUAAGAAAUGUUAUAAGUUUAAAAUUUUGACAGAAAGUUUGAUUUUUACUGUUAGUGCGUAUCAUUUCCAAAUAUCCACUGUCGGCCCUUAAACACCAAUAGGGGAGAGUGGGGUAAGUUGCUGCUGGUUUACAGGGAUGCACAACAUCUUGAAAUAUAUGCAGUUACACUGUUUAGAGACAAAACUGUGAUUGCCUUGAUGUAGUGAUCCACUCUCCCCUAUCAGUCAGCCCCCAGUUGAUAUGACUCCCUUCAGAUCAGUUCCUGUCUGACAGUACUUUCUCACUCCUCCUCAGGUAAAAAGGUCUUCUACCCGGUCUUAUUCAGCCAGUACAACCCCACUCUGAUCUAUGGAGGUCCUGAACACGUCCCACCUGUGGAGCAACAGCUGGUAACAAACACUAAUCAAAGCUAUCCUCUCUUUUUUCACUCUUUUUUUAUGCACUCUACAAGCUAUAAAUGGGAAAAUACCACCCUUGGGUAAAGAAAUGUUUCCAGUGUCAAGCUGCUCAGUAAAUUGAUCUAUGGAAUAAAUCUGCUCCUGUUGACACUGAAGUCUGUUGUGCUGAUAUGUAUCCAUUUACAAGCGCUCUCAGACUUAUUUUCCUGUCUGCAGGCAAUCAAGAAAGACACAGGGUUCUGGAGGGAUUUUGGUUUCGGUAUGACCUGCCAGUACAGGUCCGACUUCAUCAACAUCGGUAAAUAUAACAGCAACAACAACGGUCACCAGGGUUGUACCCAACUCAACGUCUGAGGAAUGCAUUAGCAUGUAAACAAUAGCACUCAUCUGUGCUGAGGUGUUACAUAACACGGAGAGAAAUGGGCUUCCUGGAUGGCUACCAAACACCCGCUCUGCUACAGUAUGCUAAUAGUGCCACCGCUUAAUGGAUAUGAAAGACAUCAGGACAGAAAUAUUACAUUACUUUUCUUAACUGGGAGGAGAUUUCAUUAUAUCACUCUGCGUGGAGCCGCUCAGAGCAGCAGCAGCAUAGAUUAGCAUAUCUCACAGCCCUGUGUCCUCCCCAUCUGUAUAUUGAGAAACAUCAGCUCUCAAGACAGAUUUACAUCAAUUUAGUUUCCCUCCAAAGUGAAAUCAAUGAGAGGCUAGAGGGAAAUUCAGAGUGGUUUAUUGCCUCACGCACACUUACACACACACACAUAAGGCAUAUAAAUGCUCUCAUUUUACAGCUGAAAUUUGAUACAAGAAAUGAGAAGUAGAGAAAGUGUGACAUUUUGCUAAAAGCGGUUCAUUCACUUUCUUGCCUACAGUGAUAUACAAGCACUUAACUGGGUAAAUAUGUAAAUGAGCCCAGUAUGUAAAAUAGGAGAAGAUUUAUUUUGGUAGGAGAAACUCUUGGGUUAAUAUCCCCAAAGGGGAUCCUAAACGGUGUUAGAGCUGUACUUUAAAUCCCACUUUAUCAUGAGCAUAUCAAUGAAUUUGAUCAUAAAGAAUGUUUUAUAUGAGCGAUCAAUGAUUUGCCACUCAAUACAGACACAUUUUACUUCUAGGAUGGAGCCUUUUAGAUGAGUACAGGCCUUUCAAAACACUCAAAUGAAGUUCAGCCUUGCUGCCAAGCACAGGCUCACUCUGAUUAAUUGGUGCCUUCAUUUUAUUUGUGAUAUGAAAGUCAUGUUGCAAUCAGCGGUAUUGUUUGAAACAAAGAGUCAUCAUUGAACAUGAAAACUGCAUAUAAUAGCUAGUAAAUGUGACAGAGGACUGGGACCACAUUGGGGUUGGAAAAAGCUUCAAGAAUAAAGUCCCUAUUUUGUCAGAAUAAAGACUUAACCGAUAAAAUGUUGUAUACUGUUGGGAAUAAACAGAAAAGUACAAGAUUUAGGUUUUACAUUUACAAGUAAAACUCCAUAAAUUCUGGAGAGAAAGUUGAAGAGCUCGAAACUUGUGGGGUUAAAGCCACAGAUUUAUAAGAAUAAAGUUGUAAAUUAAAGCUCCUGUGAGGAGUUUUCUGUCUUUGGCGCCCCCCUGUGGACAGAGCAAUCAUCUCACCUUCAAAAUGAUUAAAACAAGGCUGUUUUUCCAGCUGUCGGCAUUAAAAAAUUACAGUUUAAAACUCAUCUGCCUUGCUGCUGCUGUUCUUGUUUACUUUUGUGUUUCAUAAUAAGGCAUUAGUAAGGAUUUCAGUCUAUUUUAAAAGUGUGGAAAAACCGCAGACAGCAUGAUGUUCUCACUUCCUGAAGUAUUUGUGGACAACUUUGAAGCCUUGGUUUUAUAUUUGGCAUCCCCUUCUCUGUUUUGAGGUGCUGCAAAUGACUUCAUUUUUACAAGGGGAUGAAAAUGAUUCCAUUUUGCAACUGCAGUCAUAAACUCUUUUGAAAAAUGUUACAAUAAAGCAGGAAUUAAAGUAAUUUUCUCAAAUACUUGCACAAAAUGUCUUAAUAUGCAAAUGACUGAAUCUUUAGAGGUAUACAAUAGCAAGUUACAGACUUUUUUUUACCUGUAUGAUGAGCUAAGGUAGCUGUAAUCACUACAUAGAAGUGUUAUAUCAUCAACUUUCUUCUUGAUGGGGAGGAACAAGCAAGAUUCCUCUCAAAGUAAAGCUUUAUACAUUAGUUGGCAGAUUUCUCAAAGCCAUUUAGGUCUUUAUGAGUGCAGACACACAAACAACCCUAACGUUUGAUCAGUCAGGUUAAGAAUCCCGUCUUAUCUCUGUUUGGCCCUGGAGCAGAGUUAAAAAGUGAGACAGAGACAGACAGGGAAAUCAAAAUAAAGCUGUCAAGAGACACAGCAUGAGAGCUCAAGCAGACAUGAGUUCCUCAGACAUCUGAAGAUACGAGUUUUAACAUGUCUGGUCAAGAUCUGCUUAGUAUCCAGCUUCAGUCCAAAGUUUCCUCACCGCCUCCUCAUGAAACAACAAACCUGGCAGUGUGGAGAGAAAACUGACUAUGAUCACAGACUGUCGACUCUCAUCAAGAUUCAUAAUCAGCUUUUCUGAAAAGAUUACGAACACCAAGCCGAGGAUGUUAAUUAUUCUGAACUGAUUAAAUAUCAAAGGUUUAACAUCUCCAUUUAACAGAGCACAUCCCAUAUGGAGUAAUGAAGCUUUGGAUUACAACUCCAUUAACCUCCUGCGCUCUCAUCUGCAGGUGGAUUUGACAUCAACAUCAAAGGCUGGGGGGGUGAAGACGUCCACCUGUACAGGAAGUAUCUCCACAGCAACCUGCAGGUGGUCAGAGCGCCGUCACGAGGCCUCUUCCACCUGUGGCAUGAGAAACACUGUGCUGAUGAGCUCCCGCCUGACCAGUACCGCAUGUGCAUGCAGUCCAAGGCCAUGAACGAGGCCUCGCACGGCCAGCUGGGGAUGCUGUUCUUCAGGCAGGAAAUCGAGGCUCACCUACGCAAACAGAAACAGCAAAACUCAAACUUGAAGAAGACAUGAAGGCGCGUGGGUGGUUGAGGUCACCACAAUAACUACUAUCUGCCUAAACAUUGCAGAUAAAUUAAACUCUGAUUUUUAACAGGACACACAUGAGCUGUCUUGCCAAGAGUUAGAUGAGGAAACCAUAUUGUAGAUAUGAAGCCAUAGCUAAUAAGUGAUUAGCUUAGCUUAGCUUAGCAUGCAGACUAGAAACAAGGAGAAUCAGCUGGCACGCUCUGUCAGUAGAAAGUUCUAGUAGAGGCAACUCUGAACCCUUUUUUUUUUUUCAUUUCUUUACUGAUUAAGUGAGCUCAAAAAGUGCUGUACAAAAAAUGCAUAGUUGUUCUGAUACUAGUGGCAUAUUGUGUUUAUUUUCUUAGUUGAGUUAGCUGACUAAAAGAAACAAUAUUUCCCAGUUUUGUUGGUUUAUAUUAAACCAAACUAAGUGAAGAAAAGCAGACACGGACAUGAGGUAUGGUAAUUUAUUCUGCUUGAUUCUUCAAAGCCAAAAAUAAGCCUCCUACAAGCCUGGGUUGCUCAGUAGCUCUACACUGUUGUUUUGAAUUGGAUUAAAAUAACACAACAGAUUUUUUUUUGUGAAUUUGGAAGCAGAUUUUUAUCACCUCAGCGCAGAGCCAGACUAGCUGUUUAUCUUUGUUUUCAGUCUCCAUGCUUAGAUGUUUGCAGCUUUAUAUUGUGUAUCAAUAUGAGGCUGUACUCAUCCAACUCAUGACAAGACGGAAAUCUUUAUUCAACAAUGUGAAGACUGUUUUUUUUUUUUUUAAACUUUUUCAGAACUUUUUUCUCUGUAUGUGAGGACAAGGUGGACUUAUUUUCCAGGACAGUUUGAACUGCUGAGGAAUUCACCUCCACCACUGCAGUGGACUCUUGUUGGACAUUCAUCAACAGAUCUCCUGUCUGAUACGUCCUCUAAAUUCUUUGGUUGCUGCAGCGAGGGCUGUGGGUGAGAAAACAGACUUUUUUCUGAGUUUGUGCUCUGGAAUCUCUCCAAACCGUGUGCCUUCAGUAAAUAAAACCCAAACACUGUCUCCUCAGGGUGACUGGUGAAAACCGAUUAAACCUACAGGUUUUUAAUACGUAGGGAAACAGGACCACCUAGUGGACUGAACGUGAAUGAAGGACUCUUUUAAAAGCCUGGAAUGGCCUUGUAAACCCUUUCUUAAGAUAAAUUAUUGAUUUCUCAUUUUUAUUUAUCUUUAAAUGUUUAUUUUUAAAAGCCAUCAUUUAUAAGGACUGAUUUUUUUUCUGUAUUUGUUGCCUGGACAGUAUUGUGUGUGGGCCUUUCACAUUAGGAGCAUAAUAAAGAGAGAGGUGUGUAAAAAAAAAAAAAAAACAUGUACAGUAUGGAAGCAUCGAGUUUUCCUGUGAUGACAAGAUAAUUUCAGUUUUCUUCAGAUCUCAACAACAAAUAGUCAAAACUUUAUAUCUCAAGGGCUGCAGAGGCACAAAACCAAGAUUGAAGUCAACUAAACUCACCCUAUUAGUGUAAGCAGUGGCAGCAUAACCUAUCUUAGUGACCGGCCUAAUGUCAGAAAAUUAUCACAAAGAAAUCAGGCUUGAUAUUUAUUUAUUUAUUUACAUUUUUAGGCGGGAUUUUGCCUGUAUCAGAGAGAACAGCAGGAGAAACUGGUGUUAUCUUUCUAGAUGGGGUGCAAACAUAGCUGCAAGGCCACCAAACGCCUCUUGUGUCCAUGAGAUAACAUGCAAACUUAAUCUUUAUGAAUUGGAAAACUAAUGUUGUUAAAUCAAGAUAAUGGGAAAAAUAAGUUGAGAUUGUGAAGGAAAAAUGAGAAUUUACUUAUCACAGAAAUAUAGUGUAAAUGAAAUGUUAAUUUAAGCCUACAAAACAGUAACUACAUAAACAGUAAAGUCAGGACAAAAGAAGUGAAAGUUUUCAGGCUGGGUGGCUCAUGGAGAAAAAUACAGAAAGGUUAAAGCCUAAUGCUUUCAUUUCAUGUUUUUAUGCUGGAUUUUACACCCAAAAUGUUAACUACAUUUAUUUUUUUUAAAGUUUUAGUUGUUUUGUUGCUACACAAAUCCACUAUAGACUCAAUCACAUUAAAAAAUAUAUAUAUAUAUAUAUGAGAUUUGAAGUGAGCCAAAUGGAAAUUUGACAACUACAGAUGACUACUACUGCUUGGCGAGCUACUGUUAGCUAGCAGGCAGUGCUUUUUUUCUCAUUAACUGAUUUCGCCACUGUUUAAUUUCAUAUAUGUUGGCAACCAAAUUUUAAUCCAAAUCAUUGAAAAGAAUUUACAGAUAACAGAAAUGGAAGUUAACAAUGUUGUUAAUUGUGGCAGUUUCACAUGUUAGUUUACCUUCUGCUCUGUGCUUUAGCUAAACUUCUCCGUAUGUCUGUGGCUGUAACAACAGCAGCAAUACAAUCAGAGGUGUAUGCUGGAUAUUUGCCUUCAGUUUUAACUUGUAAGAUCUAAAAACCCUGAUUUUUUUUUUCUAGAAAUGAAGUGAACAUUUCCGUGCUUGAAUAUUUCACAUGGUCAGAUACUGGUUAUGACUCAAGUUUUUGUAGAGUUAGUGUAAGUAAUAUGUUUGUUUGUUCUUUUUAAUCCUUUCAAAUUUGGGCAUUUGUAUUUAUUUUAAAAACAGAAAACAUUAAAGAUAAAUUUAUUUUUAGGAUGUUUAACUUAAAAAUUUUGACUGGUGAGUGUUUUUUGGUUGAAAUUAGAGUUGAGUCUGUAAAGGCAAACAGUGUUACAAUAUUGAAUUGUAUUAAAGACAGUAUUGCUGUUGAAUUUCAUGUAAUUGACGAUGGCUUUAUUAAGUCAGAUUGAGACUAUUGAUCUUGACAUGUUCGUUUCUGCUGUCAAUGUGACUCUUGUGUAUCUGGUCAUGAAUGUAAACACAGAGUGAAUAAUUUCAGUCGCAGAAACUGGAGAUGAAAUGGAGAUACAAACGCCUCAAGGUUACUGUAGUUAUAAGUUGUUCCAGCACUUCUUAAGAGAAGCGAGACAAGCUGUAUUUUGGGGUUGAUGACCAAAGAUGUGAAGAUUUGAGGCACUUUUUAAUCUUGUUUUUAAUGGUUUACCAUUGAGACAUUCCUUGUAAUAAUACAUGUAAUUAAUCUCUUUAUAUUUCAAGUAUUUUUUUUAUUUCAUGUAAACGAGUUGAAUAAAGCUGAGUUGGUGCAUUCUGUAUUUUGCUGUGUUU
This is a messenger RNA of Xyrichtys novacula (pearly razorfish), 44951 nucleotides long. NCBI's taxonomy places the organism in Eukaryota, Metazoa, Chordata, Actinopteri, Labriformes, Labridae. The record is from the annotation of a GenBank genome assembly.